Podarcis lilfordi (Lilford's wall lizard) is the source of this 54658-nucleotide messenger RNA. NCBI's taxonomy places the organism in Eukaryota, Metazoa, Chordata, Lepidosauria, Squamata, Lacertidae. The record is from the annotation of a GenBank genome assembly.
UGUCUCUUUGGGAGCGGGUGAAGUGAAAGUUCACAGUGGAGCAUGCAUUUUAUAUCUGGAAACAACUGAAGCGCACGUAAGUAUUGCUUGCUGGUUUGCUUUCACCAUUAAAGGUGCAACUACAGAUUGUACUGGAAUGCUUUUAUUGACCACCCCUUCCUCCACCCCACAGUCUUCUUGAUAUCUGGGUGCUCACGGUGUACUUAGUAAGUGCUGCAAGUACUUGAAAACACCCUGACCUUCUCCCAUAUCGACCUGCCCAUCUGUGGGGGAGGAGAGACCUGGUGGUGAUUCAGCUUGCUAAGACUUUCUUUGUGACAACCCAAAUCCCUUCUGUCUUGAGAUACGGCUUUCACCUCCUCUUAUGAUUUUUAGGCAGUAGCUGAGGACAUGCCUUUUCGUCCAGGCAUUUAGUUGCUUUUCCUUUAGUGUCUGUUGUUAUUUAUGUGUCAUUUCCUGGCUAUGAAGAAUAUUUUAAUACAUGUGUUGCUUCAGUGAUUAUGGCGUCUGCCAUGAUGUUGCUUUGCAGUGAAGGGCAGACAAACACCUAUUUGAAGUAAAUCAAUAAUGGCACAAUCCUGUACAUGCCUACACAGCAGAAAACCUCUUUGACUUCAAUGGGACUUACUCCCAGGUGUGUAAAGGAUUGCAGUUGAAGACUAUCAAGCAGUGGUUGCUCUAUGCAACAAUUUUUUUGUUAGAAAAUUUACUGUGAACAACUCUUGGCAGUUAUCAUUUUCUGCUUCUGCUAAUUCCUUCAGUGGGAUAUGUAAUGUGGACAAGCACUUGCAACAACUAUAUUUAAAUUUACAUUUAUUAUACACAUUUUUAAAGCCUUGAAGUUGCAGUCAUCGCUAGAGUACUGUAAAAUGUAACUAUGUGAUCUGCCCUAACAACAUAUGCUGAAAGUUGAAUAUGUUACUGGGAAUAGUGUAGGAGCAGCUAUAUGAUAGCACAAUGGUGGGUGAUGCAUAUUUUUGAACCCCAUGUUUCCUCACAGAGCUAUCGGUCUCAGAGGGUUUUUAACAGUCAGUCCCUCUUUCCAGGGAACUUUAGGAAUGGAAGUUCCGUGAAUGGAAUAGGGGUUUCCUAAGAAUGUGCAGAACACACUUAACAAACUACAUUUCCCAGGAUUUUUUGGAAGAAGCAAUGACUGUUUAAAGUGGUUUGAUAGUGUUUUCAAUGUAUAGUGCAGAUGGGGCCUCACUGAACUAAGUGGUUAACUUCUAUUGCUUUAUUAAUUGACUGUUUAUAGUUACCUUGUUUGAACUGGAAUUGCUAAAAAAAAAAAAAGUUUUAAUUUAAAAAUCUAACCAGUCCUAAAGAGUUUCUUCAUUUGGAAACAAAAUAUUAAUCCCUAAGAUGAUUUGGUUCCCACUGACAGAUUCACUCUUGCUUCUUGUUUUCAGGUGUGUGGUCUAAGUGUGAGUGUCCAAGUUAGCUGAAUUAAAGAGCAACAUCCCCAAUAGGGGACAUUUUAAUAGCUCAGGCCAGGCUACAUAGUGUUUGUAAGUGAGGAGUUACUUGCUAUUGUGCGACAUAGUUACAUGUCUUCGAUAAGGCCAGUUUGUCUUAACUGUGGCUGUUGGUUCCCGUGGCUAGAUAGCAUAUGAUAUGAACUAGAUAAUAUUGUUGAAUGGGCUGAUUAGAUGGGAUAGUACCUUAUCAGCACAGGUGGCACCAAGCAUUUAAUUUCAUUUCUGUCCGCCUCUUUCUCCAGGAAGCUCAAGAUAGCAUACAUAGUUCUCCUGCUCCCCAUUUUAUCCUUACAACAGCCCUAUGAGGCAUCUUAGGCUGCGAGGCAGUGAGUGAUUGGCCCAAGGUCACCCAGUGAGCUUCAUGGCCAAGUGGGGAUAUGAACCCCGGUCUCCCAGGUCCACUGCACCACGCUGGCUCUCAGAGGGAUCUUUACAAGGUAAAAAGAAUGACAGCCCUCAGUUUUUACAUGGAGGCAGCCAUGUUUUCCCUAAUACAGCUUCUUCUGAGAGCAACAGAAUAUCAUACCACCUUGUAAUGGUAUCCACAGGACGAAAGUGGACUCAUGAUCCAGUCUGAAUCAUGAUUUUCCUAGAUUGAAUAAGGCUUUGGAAUAAGGUUCUGCAAAUUCUUCCUCCAUCCCUGGUUGCAAUAUUCAAAAUAUACAUGUAUAUAUUUAUGUACAUGUUUAAUUGUCUUAUUUUUGAACUGAGUUUCACUGUUUUUACUAGCAUAAUAGUAGGGCUAUAUUGCAUAUCCCUUUUGAACUCUUAAUUCAGGACUGGAAUUUAACCUGCCCUAUGGAACAUCCUCCCACCAGAAGUCAAAGAGAACAACAACUCACAGACUUUUAGAAGACAUCUGAAGGCAGCCCUGUUUAGGGAAGCUUUUAAUAUUUGACGAACUACUGUAUUUUAAUAUUUUGUUGGAAGCCGCCCAGAGUGGCUGGGGGUAUAAAUAAAUUAUUAUUAUUAUUAUUAUUAUUAUUAUGGCGGCACUCAGUCUUGGCAUGAUGGAUGAAUUGCUAUACAAAUAUUUAUUAACUGAUGUUAUAUUCCCAAUACAUUUCAGAAUAAUAGUUCAUGAACUCUUAAAUAUAUGUUUUUAAACAUUAAUUUAACUAAAUUGAUUGUAAACUUGGAUCCAAUGACCUUUUGUGCUGAAAUAAAAUAAAAGAGAACACUUAAGCAAACAAGAUUGUAUUGGCAUUUACUUCAGAGUAGAAAUUCUCUUAUUGAGAUUUGAAUAAAAACCUUACCAAUCCUUCCAAUAAGCUUCAUGAUUGAAAUACCAAAGCCAUCAAAAUGAUUUACUUUUGUGUUUGUCUAAAGUUCUGGUGGUGAUCAAAGUGUAUCAUUGUCUUCACUGACUGAUUCUUGUUAUUUUAGCUGAAUGAUUUAAGUGAACUUGUGUCCCCACCCCACCCCCAAACAAUUAUUUGCCAAAAGGCCAUAGGGCAGUUUGCAACAUAGAACAUGAUAAACAAUAUAUGAACAUGAUAAACAACGUAUGCCAAUACUUAAUAUAACAGCUGUACAAUACAAAAAAAUUAAAACAGUAAUGUAAAUACAAGUCAAAAUAAUAAGCAAUACAUAGUAAAAAAUAAUAGUAGAUAAUAUAUAAUACAUAAUGAAAACAUAUUAAGUAAGCAGUAAUGUAAAAUUAUUUGCACCAGCACCCCAACAAUAAACUCCACAAACCCAGUAAAACAGCAUGAAUUAUUCCAUGUUUUUUUCAGGUUCAGGCUAAUACACCUUUCUUAACAACAAACUCCUACAACUUAAUAGAGGGGGAAAUCAACAGCAGUAUAUGUGAAGUUUAGAAACAUUGCAACAGAUGCAUAUACAGUAUUUCUCUUUGUACAAAACUAACUCUUAAUCCCCUGCAGAAAAGGCAGGUUUUUCCAGCUCUCACAUGGGAACUUUCCUCUUCUCUCCUAGUCUCUCUACAUGAGAGACCUCUGCUUCCCUUCCCCUCAGGGUCCUUCCAGAUUUGUCUGCCACUUUUAGGGUUUGUGCUAUACUUGUCCCAUAGGCAGCCCAGAAGAGAAGGGGCAAUAAUUUUGUUAUUGCUGUGCUCCUGCUAUUUGUCUCAUGCAUUUUAGCUUGUGAACCUGUGGACAGGAUUGGGAAUUUUUAUUUCUGUACUGCGCCUAUAUUUCUAGUGCAGUUAAUAUUAAUAUAAUGUCACCAUAAGGUUUUUUUGGGGGGGGGUUAGUGGAAGAGUGUACCGUGUAGCUUGCUUGUAUUGCAUGAUGUUGGGUUUUUCUUUUUUAAAAGCACUGCUUGUUUCUUGUUUUCACUUAUGACGUAGGUGGUGGCUUUUGAUAAGGAAGUGGCUUUUUAAUCAUCAACUAGGAGUUCACUGAACCGUGUUCUUUGCAUUCUCUGAGAAAGAUUGUUAGCUGAUGUGGAUUGAUGAGGUCCAUUUAAAACAACUGAGCUGUUAGCUUGCACCAUCCCAGAAAAUGCCGCUUUUAUCAGUUUGUGAUAUAUGGAUGCAUUGCCAAAGCAAGUAUUAGAAAUAAAUAAUGCUUUUAAAAGUAGAAGGAUGAAAGAAUGAUUUUACCUCUAUUGAACCACUAUUUCACAAACACCCUGUGAUGAUUCAGUCUUGAGAAUAAGCAGUCCAGGGAUGGUUGCUCAAACCCUUCCACUCAGCCUGCAGCUCUGCUGAGUGACCACACAGACCCAGUUCCAAGGCCCCUCUCUCCCCCACUCUUUCAUCUGGCAGGUGCUGUGUGCUGUGGCUGUACUCAUGAAGCCAGGAGUGGACACACAGCUCCUUUGGUCUCCUCUCUUCCUCACCUUCUACCUGCAUUUCAACCUGGAUAUGCAAGUGUGAUUCUUUUUAGUCUUUGACUAACAAGUGUGUAACCCUUGAGAAUGAGAGAGAGAGACAGAGAGACAGAGGCAGAGAGAUAAACGAUGCUAAGUAAUGACCACUGUAAUAUCUAAGUCAUGAAUUCACAUGGUGCAUUGCAGAUACUUUUUUGUGAAUGGGAACUUUGCAAGUUGUGGUUUCAGAGUUCACAGGAGGGUGUGUGUGAACAUCUAUGUUUGUUUGUUUGUGUGACAUUACACUGCUUGCAUGAACCAGGGUAUUAGUUUCAUGGAUACUUUAGUGGAGAUUCCUACAUUGCAGGGAAUUGGACUAGAUCACCCUUGGUGUGCCUUCCAACUCUAUGAUUCUGGUUUUUUUGUCGUCAUUGGUUGACCACUUAUCACUAGUAUUGACUCUUUGAGAUCAGCAGACAGACCACAUAGAGCUGUAGUGUUAUUUUCAACCUGGUCAUUUUAAAGGGGCAUAUGGGUUUGUUUUCAGUUUUCUUGAAACUGAAGUAAAAAUAUGGAUAACAUUACUUUUUGAGUUGCUCAUGAACAUUAACUAUACUGGGUUAAGGAAGAGGGCAGAUCCUCAGAACUUCUGAAAUGCAACACUGAUGGCGCAUAUAUUCAUAAUGGUGUUUUUCUUUUCCUUCUGGUACUUUGAAUGAGCAAACACACCAACUCCGUUGGUUAAAUGACCAAUCAGCUCCUGAUAAUACCUAACUGGUAGCUAUUACUAAUGCCUGUUAGUGUGUUAUAUAAUAUUUUGAAUUUUUCAGCACAUGGACAUCAGAGGUCGGUGCUGACAUGGCCCCUGUCAUCACACAAAAUGUUUUUACAAUUAUAUGGGUAUCCCCACAGUCAUUCAAGGUUAGAAUAUUUUAAUAAGUUUAGAGCAAGGGUGAGGAAUCUGUGGCCCUCCAUACAUUGCCGGACUACAACUCCCAUCAUCCCUGACAAUUGGUCAUGCUGACUAGGGCUGAUGGGAAUUGCAAUCCAACAUCACGCCUUCCGGGUCACAGUUUCCACAGCCCUGAUUUGGAUUAUUUGUUUAUUUCUAAAAUGUAUACACUACUUGAUUGUAGAAGAACCUCAACGCAGAUUAUGUAAUACUCUUCUUGAAAAAUUGUUCAUGAAAGCUGUUAUCUUUCUGUCAUCAGCCAUCCUUUGCAUGAUGACAGUAGGGAUGGAUGGAUUUAAACUGAUGACUUUGAAGUAGAUGUGUCAAUCAUUAGAUCAGUUCAUGUGACAAGAGUCUUCUGCUUACUCAUUAGCAAAAGGAGGAAGUAAAUACAAAUUCAUUUCUUUAUUCCAGGUUGCCCUCAUUCUUCUUUUCAAGUCAAAUGUCACAUUGACUCAAGGACAGUGCUGGAAACAUGUAGUGAGUUGCAGCGUGUGGAUCCCAUUCAGUGCACUCUUCAACCUGGAAGAAAGCCCAAAACCAAAUGCCAUUUGGCCAAAAAGCAUCCUCUGCCAAAACCCCAAGGUUUGUAAUUUAUUGGUGUUAUUUUAAAAAAUGUGUUGAACGAUGUAUGGCCACCCUAUCAGGCCUUCUGAGAGGCUAUAUGAGCUAGAGGGCUUCCAUGUAUGGAUUGCUAUAACUAGGUGGGAUAUUGCUUUUGUUUGUUACUGUGUUGGUAUUUUUGUGGUGUUAUAUUGUGAACCUCCCUGUGAUCCUUGGAUGAAGGGCAGUAAAAUUUUUAAUAAUAAUUAUAGUAAUAAUAGUGAGGGCUGAACUUCACAAGGCAAUUCAGAAAAUAGCAUAAGUGGUGUAAGUUUUGAUCUGAAGCACAUUGCAGUGGCACAGAGGUUCAUUACUUCAACUGGGUUGCUAUCAAUGGAACAGAAAGGUACUGUUUGGGUUUCACUUGAUUUUUAUUGCCAUCUCUGCAGUGCACCAUUGGCCCAUUGUUCACCUCGAAGGCAUGUUCUGUAUGAUAGACUAAUUUGCUGCCAUUCUCUUCCAUUAAAAAAAUGCAGGGAUAGGGACAUUUGCACAUGGCAGGUGGGCCAGGACAAUCAUGAAGAAUGGCUGCUUCUGAACGAAAAAAGUAUAGCAUACUAAAUUUAAUUGAAAUAACGUGUUAGCAGUUGAAAUCCAGUCUAAGGGUAAUAAAUAUAUAUUAAAAAAACAUGUUCAUUCCAAAGAGAUUUCUCUGGGAUCUGUUGUAUGAAAAAUGUAUGACUGCGUACACAGUAUACCUUUAUAGCAUAUUCAAAACACAUCUUUCCCCUUCAAAGAAUUCUGAGCACUGUAGUUUGUUAAGGGUUUGCUAAGAAUUGCAAGGCAGUGAGGGAUAAACUGCAGUGCCCAGAAUUGUUUGAGGGAAGGAAUGUGCUUUGAAGGUAUAGCGUGUAUGCAGUCUAAAUCUCACAAUCUGUAAGAUGUAUUAAAUUGUUUUCUAUGCCUGUAUAUAUAGAAAAAGAUGGGUUGGAGCAUUAAUAAUCAAAUUAUAUCCUUUAACAGGAUACAGUCUGGAACCCCUUCCAUCCACUCACAACCACACAUUUCUUUCACCGUCUCCAGGUCUGGCAUGUUCUUUCUUAGAAUAGAGGUUGAAUUAAUGAUGUGUCUCUGCUGAAAAAAAAUUGGAACUUUACCUCUUGCCUAUCAUGUGACCACCUUCUGCCCAGGGGUUGCCAUUUUUGGCCCUUACCUGGGAUCAUGCUUAUUUGGGACUAAUAACCAUCUCCCUCUGAACCUGGAAACCAGACCCCUUGAUGGAUUCUAACCCCAAAAUGAUGUCUUGUAAGCUGAUGUUCUUUAAUGAACUCCUCUAAGGCAGAAAUCAGUGUUCCAACAUAAAUUUUAAUGGGUCAUCUGACAAACUGCAAUGCAAAAUGUUUCUCCUGGACACUGAUAUUUAUAUCCUUACUUUGUUGUCCAUUGCAGGUGAUAUAUUCAUACCUUAGCACUUACAAUGCCAGUAAGUGUUAAAACAUAAGUUUUCCAAACAUUUUCUUCUUCAUUUUAGCCACUUUUGUCCCAUUCCACACCCCACACUCUUCACCUGCUUCAAGUUAAGAGGAAGUUGACAACAUUUUAUGUUUUACUUGGUGUUUUCUACUCGGUUAAACAUUUUAUUUAAAUUCCUGUCUGUUUUGCAUAUGUUUCUUUGUAAAGUGUCAUAUAUGUUGAUGAUAUUAUACAAAAAUAUACAGUGCAUUUUUUUUAAUGUUGAACCCAACACGCUUUAGAGAGAGGUUCAACAUUUUAAACUUUACCCCUUUCCUCAUUAAGCAGUCUGAACCUGAGUGUGUUUUGCCAGCAACUGUUGAAGGAUGUGAACAACUGGAAUUAAUUGCCCCUUUUUUACAGUAUCUAGUUUAAAGGCUGGUUAAGUUAAGUUGCUUCUGGGUGUAUGGAACAGUGAGAUGACAUGAACCCUGUUGCUAUGGGUUACCGCUUGCAUGCUUGAAAAACUACUAUUUACUUGUGAACAAUAUGAGGACCUCGCAUGGCUUGCUGCAUUUUCCAAAAGACUGCUGCAGUAGGACUAAUGCUCUUUCCCACCCCCACCAAAAGAGUAGAAAGCAGUACUUGGUAAGUGCUUUCUUACAGUAGCAUGUUUAGUGCAGCAGCAAAAGAGGAAGGAAAUUUCUGCAGCUUAUACCUUAAAGAGGUGGGGGAAGGAAAAAGAAAGGAAUACGGACAAUUCUUGAUUUGCUUUCUGAAUUUCCAGAAGAAUAAGCAUGACAGAAGAUCUUUAAAAAUCUCUAUUAACUCUUAUCAGUUUUGUUCAGUGCUUUAAUCCAAAAGAACUCAAAGUUCUGGAUCACGACUACCGAAAAUGCUCAUUUCAAGACUGGUGGUUGUGGUAGAGCUUUUGCAAAAUGCAGUGUCUAUGUGUGCUAUGCAUCCUGUUUAGCAACAAGGAAGUGGUUACGUUCUGUCAGUCUUUGAAAGAUCUACCAAAAUGCAAAAGAGAAGCCCAGUGAGUCUUGGCUUAAAACAAAUUGUUCUUAUAUAUAAAAACAGCCUGGUGCUACAUUGGUGUUACUAUAAUAAAGCAGUGGACUUUUCAGCUUUGUAGAGGUGGAGCAAUUGGCUUGGUUGCUGAAAGACGGACCAUUCCUCUCUCUCACUCUGUUUGUUUUCAGUACCUCCAAAACCUGUUCAUCUCCAGCCUGCCGGGCACGAGAAGAUUCCUCCAGCACCAUCUAGGCCUUUGCCAGCAGAUCCCAAGUCAACAAGAAGCCCAGUGCCUGAAGAAGACACAACACAGACCUCACCAGACAUUAACAGACUCAUUGAAAAAUUCGAAAGUAUUAGGUAAGUACUUUUGGUUACUUUUGCUAUCCUCCUCUCUUCUUUAAACAACUGGAGGGGAAAAUACGUUGUAACAAUGCAGAAUGAAAGUAUAACAACUCACAAAUGUGAAAUACAUAAAAUGGUGUGUCUAUUUUAAUACCAACAGCAAUUAAGCCAAGUCCAUCUAAAACCUAGUGGAGAGUUUUGAAAUGUGUCUGAUAAUUGAUGAUGGUUUACAAGUAAAUCACUCAGUGAUGACACAUUUUUGACAACAGAGGGUUACAGCAAAAAUGAUGUUGGGCUGCCAGCCCAGAUUCCAAAAGGAUAAAUACAGAACCAUAGACUAAGAGACACGAUUCAGUCCUGGCAUAGGUGUGCUUGGACAACAAGUGAUUUAUUUAGGUUGGACGGAUUUUCUCUAGACAUGAUUGAUUUUAAAACUGGUUAACUUGUCAGAGAACCGAGAACUGUUUUUUGGUGUUAAAAAUGUUGAGUAAGUAUGCUAUAAAUUACUUUUAUAAUUUCAUUCUCUUGGGAUGUUGCAGUCUGUUAUGAAGAUAAAUAUAUCUGGCUAGUCUUUUAGCAAACCGUAAAUGAUUUAUUCAUUAUUUAGGAGUGACUUUGCUGAAGGCCAUGGCUUCCUCAAUAUGGUUCCCGUAAAUUUUUAAUAGGACGAAUUUGUGGGUUUUAUUUCCUUUAAAAACUGAAUUUUAUUAUGGUUUAAUAUAAUAUGAAUAUUUAUGGCAGCCACCUGUUAUAUUUCAAAGAUAUUUUAAAGAAAUUUCUGUGCCCGGUUGUAGUUUUAAAUAAAUGAAAAGAAGAAGCUGACAGAGACAGCCAAAAGCAUUUGAGGGCAGGAAGCAGAAAGUUCAGCUGACAUACUUGGUAGUGGUAAGCAAUGCUUGACAGUUGGCUGGCUUUUUAACAACAGACCCAGGAUUUGCCACUUGAGGCAGGCCACCUCACUCAAUCUGAAGUUAGACAUAGCCUCUGGUCUGAAAGAGGUUAAACCAAGAGCACUAGCUUCAAAGUGGAUUUGUAUGUGAUGCCAGCGACCCAGGGCCUUUGUCUUUAUCUUCAUUUGCAGGAGGCCCAUCCAUGCUGUUCAAAGAAACCAGUUCAACUUAGCUUUUAAAAUGGAACCUGAGACAGACUCUUCCAAACAGUGUUGCCCAAGCAUCUGUGAUGCAGUAGGUUCCACUGCAUCUUCUACCAAUGAAAAUAAAGAGCUUGAUGACAACGAACCUGGCAUGUUGUGUAGCACUGAACUGUCUAACACAGACAUAAUGAAAAUUAAAGAACUAAACAUAGAUGACGGCACAAGCGCUGAAGAUUGUGCUGAUGUGCAGGUCAGCAAAGCCCCCAUGGAAGAGCUUGCACCUAAGGACUCAUCUGUGGAGCUGAACAGUAAUGGUAAAAUUCCCAAUAGGGACAGUGGGAUUGACAGCCCUUCUUGUAGUGUGGCAGGAGAGACUUUCCUGAAUGAAGACGGUGCGGAGCAGAAAAAGGUCAAUGUGACCGGGAACUCGGCGGAGGUGGAGACGGACAAAAAGGGUGCCAGGUUUUCCGCUGGAGAGCAGAAAAGAGACUCUGCUCAGGAUGAAGACAGUGACAUAGAUGAGGGAAGCAGUGAGGAGCAAGAGACAGCGGAGGUGCCAAAACUGGAAUGUGUGGACAUUAAUAAGGUAAAUAUUAUAUUUUGUAUUGGUUUGAUAACAGGAUGCAGUGGGGAAGAAUGAUCUUCAGAAUUUGCUGAGCAUGCGAAACUGCAUGAUUUUGAGUCAGAUAGUCCGUGACACUUGCCCCCCAGUAACUGAGUACUGCUUGGCAGUGGCUCUCUAAGGCCUUCAGUCAGACGCCUGUCACUUCUAUGCAAAGCGUUGUUUUGUUGCUGAAGAGUGAGCUCCCUUGUCUUUCUUAUUUUUUUCUUUUCUUCAGUCCUAGUCUAUGGUAGAUAUGUAGUCAGUCUGAGUUUCAGACCCAGCCUUCUUUCUUUCUGAGGUCUCCAACUUCCCCUUGGGUUGUUAUUGUUUUCUGGGAGGUGUUGAUGUUGGCCUUUUACUUUUUUAUAUAAUAAUUUUUUUUCAAUUAUUAGUUUUCAAUAAUUAGUUUUCAAUUACAGUCCAAUAAUAGCCUCAUGAUAACAAUACCAACUUAAAAUACACUUAUUAAUGCCAUCGUUCAAAUACCAAAAUAUAUACAGUGGUACCUCAGGUUACAUACGCUUCAGGUUACAGACUCUGCUAACCCAGAAAUAGUGCUUCAGGUUAAGAACUUUGCUUCAGGAUGAGAACAGAAAUCGUGCUCCGGCGGCGCAGCAGCAGCAGGAGGCCCCAUUAGCUAAAGUGGUGCUUCAGGUUAAGUACAGUUUCAGGUUAAGAACGGACCUCUGGAAACAAUUAAGUACUUAACCCGAGGUACCACUGUAAUUUAGAUAAAGUGCCCCCGCCCCGUGUGCUAGAUUUGAUGGUUUGAUUUUUUUUUAUUAUUUCUGCGUUCCAAAAUCUUACUAAUUUCAGUUUCCUUCAGGUCAAAAAAAUAAUCCCUUAUACAACAACUGCAAUAUUAAUAACUUCUAUUUGUGUUGAUCCAUUAAAUGAUUUAUAAAACUACAAGUGAAGAACUCAAGCUAUAUCCUUGUUCUUCCUUUGUGUGGCAGUUAUUCUGUCCAUGGUGUUUCUUCCUGUCCCUGUAAGAUGUUAUGUCUUUCCCCCGGUUGUUGCUGUUAUUCAUCAUUCCUUGGGCGGAACUGAUAUCCCAUUGAUGUUCCAGAAAUUUCUCCAUCGCUCCGUCCCGUACUUUGUUGUUUUGCAACUUUGACAGCUGCAAAAGUCACUCUGUCCCAGUAAAUACGGUAACCUGUUGUCACCUUUUUUCCUCUCAGCCUGGGAAGAAGAGCAGUCUAUAGAACUGCAGAUGACUCAGUAAAGUAUAUUAUCAGUUCCUUUGGCAGUUCAGACUCCUUUCAUCCUUCCUUCUAACUGAAGAUAUAUGAGCAAUUAUACUUCCAAUUAAAUUAAAUUCCAAGUCUUCUUAGCGUUAUUCAGUUCACUUCAUAAAUAAUAAAGGAUGAGGAAGAGUCAACUCAUAAGUUUCCAUCAUAAACCUUUUGAAAAAUAGAGCUUUCCUCCCUUUUUCCUUUUUUUUACACACAUCUCUGUUUGAUGUUAUAUUCCAUAUUUAUAAUCCAAUAGAAGGUACAGAAAGAAUGGAAUUUUUUAAAAAGAAUAUCUGGAAAACUAUUGUAAUAAUAAACAUCUCCUGGCAGAACUAGAAUGAUUCUUGUAAAAUAAGAAACAUAAUGUUUUUGGUAUCUGAUAAAAAUAGAGAAAGUAAUACAGUAAUUUGGAACUGUGUGUGAAAGAACAAUAGAAAUAAUAAUACAAUGAGUCUAAUCGGAAGUCAAAUGUGUUUAUUUUUUCUUUAAAUUCUUUUUUAAUUAAUUUUCUUUCUUUCUUUUUCUUUUCUUUCCCCUUCUUCCUCCUUGUUUUAUUUUCUUCUCACUUGGUCUUUUCCUUCUGAUUUGCAAAGAAAGAGGUGAAGUUAAAUAUGAAAAGUUGACUAACUCAAAGUGAUGUUUUGUAGUUUGUUAACUAUUGUUAAAGAUGGUCAACUGUAAUGAAUUGAUGUAUUAGUUACUGCUGAUUUAUUGUUAUUGUUGGAAAUAUAUUCCAAUUCCUUCCAUUCUUGCUUGUACAAAUAUAAUUUGAACUAAUUCAGAGGAGGGUUGCCAAAUCAUAAAUUUAAAGAAGAAAACUUUAAAGAAAGAAACCAUAGGCUCCCCUCCUCCCCACUGUCUUUUGCACCAUGUCUUUUGAACUUAUCUCAAGUUUAAAGCUUAAAAUCUUGUAGCUGAUUUCUUCCACAGUUUGUGAUCUCAUCUCUUCUAGCAUGCACCUGUACUUUAGUCUAAUUAAUAGGAGAAUUAAGCUCCAAUUAAUAGGAGAACCUCUGCUUCUUAAUGGCGGCAUUGGAGGGUUUUCAGCAGGUGAAGCGCUUUUGCACUCAGCACCUCCCUGCCCCCCGCAUUCCAUAUCGGAGCGAGACCCGGGUCCGGAGACAAACUCUGUGUGAAGCCUGUUCCCCAUCCCUAUCCCUGGGAGGAAUUUGCAGGGAUAAUUACCCUCAGUCAUCUUUGUUUCUCCUUCACCAACCAUCUCUCGCUAUCGUGGGGGCUGCCUCCAAUAAGGCAGAGCAGAACUGGAAGCCUGUUGUUGGCCUUUUAAAUCUGCCUGUUAGACUGAAAUGUGACUGCUGUUGUCAUUUUGAAAUCUGCAGCAUAUAGGCCAGCAGCUUCAUGGUUGAUAUUCAAAACUUCCAGACAUGCAAAGGGCAGAGGAAAGGGCAGACAAAGCAAGCUGAUACCACAAUUUCUUUUCACUCUCCAUUAAGCACCGGUUUAUUACUGCUCUUUUUUGGAGAAUGGGUAUAUGUCUCUAUUCAGAGGUUCACUUUCCCUUUUAACUCCUGUCUGUGUCACUGAUGUGAUUAAGAAGUAAAGAUUUUCACAUAGACAAAUUUUUACAUUUUUAUUUUUAAAUUUUUACUUCGGAAAUAUUAUUAUAGAAGAUACUCCUUAUAUACUGAUUCCUGGAGCUGCUAGCAGUGCCAGAAACCACAACUGGGGGAAGUGCUGUUACACUCAUGUCCUGUUUCCCAUAUGCAUCUGAUUGGGCACUGUGAGAGCAGGAUGCUGGACUGCAUAGCCCUUAUCCUAAUUCUGCAGGGCUUUUCUUCUGAUGACCUGUUCCCAGAGUUGAGAAACCAUGCUGUAAGAGCUGUUCAACAGUGGAACGGUCUCCCUCGGGAGGUAGUGGACUCUCCUUUCUUGGAGGUUUUUAAGUAGAGGUUGGAUGCCCAUCUGUCAUGUAUGCUUUAGUUGUGAUUCCUGCAAUGCACAGGAGUUGGACUGGAUGUCCAUUGGGAUCUCUUCCAAAGCUACAAUUCUAUGCAAUACUCUUCUCACCAUAUUGAUAAGUCAACGAUUGCUCAGCUGCCCCAAAACCUAGAAUAAUGUUUUCAGUCAACAAUAAUAAAUUUAUGUGGCUUCUUUUUGCCCUGAAGUUUAUCAUGUACAUCUGCAACAGGGUCCAUAGGGAUGACUGUAUUAAUAGUCUUUAGUUGCAACAAUAAAGAUACUACAACGCUCUUGAUUAUUUUCAAGAAGAUGUCAUUCAAAAUCCAGAUUGACUCCAAACUAGCAUUAAGCCAGUGGCCACCAUGGGGAUGUCUUGAUUUAUUUAAUUCAUUUAUAUACAGAUUUCUAUCAAUAGAUCUUGAAGGAUUUGGGUCUACACAGGAGAUCUAGGAGGAGAUGUCAUGAGUUAGAAAAUGAGAGGAUGAAAUGAAUCAUUAAGUAUGGGUACUUGCACAGCUUCUAGUGAUGGGGUGAUUUAAAAGAUGUAUAUACCAUAUUUAGGCAGAACUUCUAAAGCAGUUUACAGUUUUGUUAGGAAGCAUAGCAUUAAUAGAAUCAUAAGUAACAUUAUGGGGUCACGAAGAGUCGGACACGACUAAACGACUAAACAACAACAACAUGAGUUCAAAUAGCCAUAAAGACAUAGUUUGCUACCUUUCCCCCAUCAGAGAUAUAGUAAGUACUGCAAUUGACUCACUUGGGCUUAGGCUCUGAAAUAGUUUGUUUUUUUAUCCAUAUGUCUGAGACUAAUCAGUGUAUUAAUAUGAGUCAAGUCAGAAGAAAGGGCAAGAAACAUUGAUUUUGGUGUCAUUGCAACCAUUAAUGGUAGAGUAAUGGCCAACAUUAAGGCAAAACCUGGAAGUAUAUUCUGAAGAAUUCAGUCUCUCAGUGUGUGUGCUUUGCUCUAGAAUAUAGCAUGAUGAACGAACACAGUCUCCAAUAUAAUAAAAUAUGUCAUGGCAAAAAAAUUAAUUUAUAGAUAUGGAGCUAGUAAUAUCUAUAUAGUGGGAGUUCAGAUUUAAUUAUGACUAUAGCUGAUUGAUCUUUAAGUACUCAUCAAUCCUUAGGAUCAGUUUUUCCUAUUUUAUUUAACUAUGCAUACCUAGAUGGCCAUACUUAUAUGAGAUGCAUCAUAUAAUCAAUGCAUUUUAUUAAUAAACAUCUUAAUUGAAUAAUAUAUUUUAUUAAUAUACAUAUUAAUAUAAUGCAUUAUUUUAACAAAUAAUGUUAUAUGUGGGGCCUUUUGACCUUUCCCACUGAAUAAAAAUGGGAAAUAAAUAACUUUACAACUGCAACAUAAAGCUUAGAAUAUUUUUAACCUGAACCUUUAAAUUGGCAAUAUAUAUGGAAGGUAUUUUAAAUUAGUUUGACCAAAUUUUUUGAAUGGCUUUCAUUUAGUUGGAAGUUAAAUUUCCCCAUGUUCAAUUAUAGCAGCAUCUCAUAUAUGCUUGACUCUUCCUCCAACAUUGCAUGAUACUGGGCUAUGUUUUGCUUGUAUAUUAUGCAGAUGUGAUGUGUUAUUUUUUAAAAAUAUCCAUGGCAUCCCUGUUUAAAUGCCUUCUUCUAUAGACCUGAAGAUGCAAAGUACAGUGAGGCUUUCUCUGAAGCAGGGAUUCACAACUCAUACAAUUUGACUUUUUUCCUUUUUUAAUCUGCUAACAUUUCUCCUUCUUUGUAACCCAUAUGGUUCCAUCCCUCCCAUCCCCGUUCACCUUCUUCCUCAGCAUUCUGUAGAGCACGCUCCACAAGGGGGUCUAGAAAUAGACAGGGGAGGGAGGACCAUAGGCCUUAGGUAUGCAGGACUCAUUCACUUCCUGCUGUUGUGGGGUAAAUGCUAGGAGUACAGUGGUACCUCGGGUUACAUACACUUCAGGUUACAUACGCUUCAGGUUACGGACUCUGCUAACCCAGAAAUAUUACCUCAGGUUAAGAACUUUGCUUCAGGAUGAGAACAGAAAUCGUGCUCCGGCGGCGUGGCAGCAGCAGGAGGUCCCAUUAGCUAAAGUGGUGCUUCAGGUUAAGAACAGUUUCAGGUUAAGAACGGACCUCCAGAACGAAUUAAGUACUUAACCCGAGGUACCACUGUAUUACUGUUUGGAGAACUAGAAUUGUAAUGUUAAAGGCAGAUUUCAUUCAAACUAAAAAUGGGAAAUUAUUAAUUUUACUUCAUUACAUUUCCCCUCUUUCCUUUCUUCUUUCACGGAAUCCAAAGUAGCCCACCUAGAUACUGGCUAGAAGCAGACCUGCUCAGCUCCAACAGGGUGGCAGUUACAUUUGCCUUCAGACAAUACCCUGGGGCCAAGUACAUUCCAACAGCACGUGAAUUGCCUGUGUUCUUCUGCAGUGGUAUGGCAUGCCCUAAAAUUAGCUAAAUGAGGAAAGUAAACCCUGUGUUAACCUAGUUUCUGUUUCCCUGUUUUGUUAAAAAAAAAAAGUGCACUUGGAUUUUGGGCAAUUCUGCAUGCAGGUAUUAUCAUCACCAUCAUGUUGUGUAUGCUAUUAAUUCAGUACCCCUGAUCCAUGUAAGCCUCGGUGAAAGGAUUAAUAUUGAUAGGCAAAACAUUGCAUUGCAUUCAUUGCACAGCAGUUGCUUUCUGCACUAAAGCUCUGGACAGGAAAUGUGGUAAGUUCCUGAGCAAAUGUGUCUGAUAGCCUGUCUUGCUCUGGGGACUCCAGAAUGUUGUUGACAUCACUUAACCAGAAAUGACACAGUUGAAGUAAUUAAUAUAACUAGCUUUGGGGAAUAAAGGAGGACCAGCAAUGUCACAAGAAGAGUCUUAAGUGGAGCACUUGAGAGGCUGCUUCCACUCCCACCCCAAUUUCAAUUUUCUUUACUCUUUUUAAAACCAGGAUAAGGAUUCUUGAUCACAUUGACGUGUGCUGUUUUCUGGGCACUUCCUGGUGUGUUGUAGGCAUUUGUAAUGUAGAGAGGUACAUUGUUGCAAGUUUGAUGAGCCCUCUUCAAAGGACUGAGCUGCUCUUUAUAAUUAUGAGUAGAAACCUCUUGAAAACACUAAUCCAGGUUUUCAUUUGCUCUAUUGCACCUCUUCAUCUCCUAAACUAGUGUCUUUUUGUAGUAUGCAUAACCAUUACUUUUCAAUAGCAUUUUUCAGUUUUCCUUUUAUAUUGCACUCUGUUCAAAAUAAACCUUUUCUCUGUAGUCAUUGCAACAGUAGCUGACUACUGUGAUGAUAAUUGGCAAGAGCUUCAUUAUAUGAAGGCAGGUCAUUGAUCUGUCUAAUCCAGCAGUCUUUAGUCUAUUAGACUCAGAUCCUCCUUUAAUCCAAACAUGUGUUUGGAAGCCUGCUCAUUAAUUUCCCCUCCAUAUAUUUGUAUGUGGUAGUGCUGCUGUUGCAACCCGUCCUUUGUGGAGGAUAAGGCUCUUAAUGGCUACUAGCCAUUAAUGGCUACUAUGUUCUGCUUCCACUAUCAGAGGCGGCUUGUCUCUGAAUACCAGUUGCUGGUGGUGGUGGGGGGGGGCUGUUGUUCUCAGGUCCUGUUUCUGGGCUUUUCAGAGAUAUUUGGCAGGCCACUGGGAGUAUAGGAUGUUGGACUAGGUGAGGAGAGGGAGACUUUCUGUUCUUCAUCAGGCAAUGGCGUUCCCACCUGCCUUGCUCCACCCUCCAGCCCUGGAAGCCUUUCCCAGACCAUGACUUUGAGAACAGCAGCAGCAGAAGAGCAAAGUUCAGGGAUAUUUUUUAAACAUUUUAUAAGUUGUGCGUCCUUGUUUCUCAAUUUGUUAUUUUUACAUGGUUUUGUAUGUUUUGUGGUAUUUUAUGCAUUGUGAUUUGCUGUUAUUUUUAUUGAUUUUAGAUCGGCAAUUCUUUAUUGUGGUUGAUAAGUGUAAACUGUUUAAUUAUUAUUUGCUGAAGUUUAAUUUUACUGUUUACUAUUAGAUUCUGAUGGAUUGUUGAAUGUUGCUUUGUUUGAUAUAAGUUGUUGAUUUUAAAGUUAUUGUGACUUUUUAUAUUGGAUCAGAUUGCUACUAUUAUUUUAUUACGUUUUUAUAUGUGUUGGAAGCUGCCCGGAGAGCCUGGGGCAACCCAGCCAGAUGGGUGGAGUAUAAUUAUAGUUAUAAUUAUAAUUAGCCCUGGAGAGACCCACCAGGGUUCUUCUUAUGCUCUUAUCACGUCAUGAGCCAAUAAUGGGCCUGAACACACCAGUUGAAAACCAGUGGUCUAACCUGAUGUGGGAUGCGGGUGGCGCUGUAGGUUAAACCACAGAGCCUAGGACUUGCCGAUCAGAAGGUCGGCGGUUCGAAUCCCCGCAACGGGGUGAGCUCCCGUUGCUCGGUCCCAGCUCCUGCCCACCUAGCAGUUUGAAAGCAUGUCAAAGUGCAAGUAGAUAAAUAGGUACCGCUCCUGCGGGAAGGUAAACGGCGUUUCCGUGCGCUGCUCUGGUUCGCCAGAAGCGGCUUAGUCAUGCUGGCCACAUGACCCAGUAGCUGUAGGCCGGCUCCCUCGGCCAAUAAAGCAAGAUGAGCACCGCAACCCCAGAGUCAGUCACGACUGGAUCUAAUGGUCAGGGGUCCCUUUACCUUUAACCUGAUGCCAGUUAUUUUUACUGCUGUCCAAGGUCUCUGAAGAGAGGUAUUUCCCAGCCUAUUACCUGAGAUCCUUCAGUGUGAGUCAUUGAACUUGGGACCUUGGGCAUGAAAAACCAUUUGAGCACAGCAUCCAGAUUAUUUCACAGAAUGAUAGGUUCUCCAUUCUUUUGCCAUGAUCACUGCUCUUUUUCACUCAGCUUAGUUUGAGUGUUGAUGCUGGGGUAGAGAUGCCAUUCCAUGUCACUUUAGCAUGUCUUUACCCAUAAGUUUCCUAUUUCUGCCUUAAUCUGUGAUUAUUAUUUUUAAAUCACAACUUUAAAAGAAUACAUAUUUUAAAUUGUAUUUUCUCUCAAAAUACUCAUGUUAAAUUUUUUUUAACCUGAAAGAAUUGUUGCAGAUGGUCAUCUGUCCUGUAUGAUCUACUUGAGAUUCCUGCAGUGCAGAGGAUUAGAUUGGAUGACCCCAUAAUUCUAGGAAAUGUGAAUACUGGUGGAUUACUGAGUUCUUAUCUACACAUUAGUCAAGAGGCAAUGAUAAGGUCAAUUCAUAAUGGAAUACAGAAAAAUAGAUACUUGAGAAAUUCGGUGCUGAAAUACACUUGAUCACAUCAAAUUGUUUUUCCUUAGGUUAUCCACUGUUUCUAUAAUGGAAAGAUGAAGAGAAAUAAAUUAUUGAUAUUUUAAAAAAUCCAAAUAAUUAUCCAGUUUAAUGGCAUUAUUCUUAAUUUACUCUAAUUUUGGCAGACUGAUACUUUGCUGUGCAUUCUAUUUAGACCCCCCCCCCCGUGAGAAAAUGGGCAGUAAUAAACAACUAAUGGGCACAUUUGUGUGUAAAAUACUGAAAUGAAAAUACUGAUUAACCUUCUUAACUUGUAAAGAUAGUGUUCCUGAAAGUAAGAAAUGCCUCAUUCCACAUCACUCUUUUAUGGAGUCUUAUUUUAUGCUGUAAGGCAUCAAUGUCAUUGAGCAUUUAUUAGAAACCUGAACACACAUGACUGAAUAAUUGUGUGUCUUCUCUGUCUUUUGUCCAAUGAAAACUGACAAGAAGGAGCUUAUUAGCUUUGAUAAUGUCUCUCUGACUGACAUUGCUGACGUUGUAUAUGGGAGAUCUCAGCCUGGAUACUUCUAAAAGAAGAAAUGACAUGAAAGUGAUUGAUUUUAGCGAUUUUGCAAGUGUGUGCCCAUGUUUAAGCACAACUGCCAUACUAUUUUAAUUGGUUAACUGGACUGGUAAUAAAAAAGUGGAAAGAAGAGAUACGGAAAUAUUCUAUAUUAGUGCUAAAUCGUAGGAAUGAGAGAGGCCCAGGCAUAUCUUGUAUGCAGAUAAAUAACCUAAUCAAGUGAAGAUUUUCUAUUCAUUGAAGCCUAUUGUUUUUGGAGAUGAAAGACAGUUGCCAUGUGAUGAACACUUCAGCUGACCAGGUUAUCGUAUUUUAUUAGCUAUCAGGGUGUAAAGAGCGGGAUUGUCUCAGUUCACUUACUCGGUCUUCACUUCCUUUGCCCUCUUCUCUUCUUGCUGGUGAACAGUGUUAUAUCCUGAGGAGGAAGCAGAAUAGAAUAAUAGUUGUGAAUGUGUCUGCAUAAACCCUGAAAUCCGGAGAUGAAGUUCUGGGCUGAGAACUUAAGCUGCUUCAUAUCCUUGCUCUAAUCAAGUGCGAUGCUUUGCUGUUCCCAUCAGCCUUGGUAACAAAUAAACUUGGCAUGUGAUGCAGAGCUUAGGAGGUGCAGGGUGCCUUAAACUGAAAAGUUUUUUGGGUCUUGUUCCAAAGCCAUCUGUUAGAGUUUUGUCAUCAGAUUUGUUCAGAUCAGAAGUCAAUAAGGAAGUUUUGAAAAACCAGCAUUGCAUAGGUAUUUUUAUCUAGUUUUCUAAAACCAGUAAUUUGGAGCCUUAUUUUUUUAAAAAAGUGAGAGUGGUUUUGUCUUUUUUUGUUUGCCCCCAUGCAUGGACUAUAGCUUCUUUUUUCCUAGUGAGAAGGGAUUUCAGGACUAGAGAGACAUGGUAACAACAACAACAAUCCAUAAACACCUUUUAACUUUUUUGUUCCUCAUAAAAGCAUUUGAUUAGCUAUUGACUAUGCAAGAUCAAAAAUCAGUAAGAAAAUCUGUUUUACUAUGCCCCUAAACAUGUUUGCUUUUCCCUUUUCAUUUCUUGGGGUUUUUUGUUUGUUUGUUUGUUUGUUUUAAAAUGAAGCAGCAGCAGCAAUGUUUUAAGGCCAUAAGUUGAAUUUGGACAUUUUCUGUGGAGGUGAUUACCACUAGCGAACCACAGGAAAGGCAUACUUUGAUUUCUUCCCUCUUUUUGCUCCAUAUCGUACUAAAUUUUACUAAAGGAUGCCUUGUGAGAGGGUUCCAUAGUUCACAUUUGAUGACAAUGAGUGAAAUAUGCAAAUUAGAUGGUUGUAACUAUACUGUAAGAGGUUACUCUGUACUAAAUUGAUUUUAGAGAAACAGUGAAACAUACACUAUCCAUAAAGAGAUUCAUGAACCAUCCAAAUGUAUACUUCAUCAGCUCAGUAAAAUGGAAGACUUUUUAUGGUAGUGUGCACUUCAUCAGCUGCAAGAACAUAAUAUGAAAACGAUUACUUCCUCAGCAUUUGUAAUCUUGACUGAAAAUUCACAUUGCCUUUUUCAUGUUGUCUGCAGUGUUCAGAGCCACAGAAGCUGUUUAACAUUGCAAGUGAACUUCUUCAUACGGAAGAAGCUUAUGUUAAAAGGCUUCAUCUUCUGGAUCAGGUAAGUCUACUUCUAUAUGGGGAAUUAGUCUUGCUAAAAAUUUGUAAGAAAACUUAAUUUUUCUCUACUAGAUCAGUUCAUUUUGAACAAGUAUGUCUGUAUAGCUGAUGGUAGUUAUUUUCGACAAUUAACUUCCUCAAAAGUCAAAUUUAUCUGUAAUAGCUGAGUCAGAUGUCUGUUGUCUUUUAGCCAAUUGUGCAAUGUCUUGUGCGGAAGUAGAAAAAUAUAUAAUUGGAACACAUUGUAAAGAAACCUUUCCAUUUAGCCUCUUUCUUUCUUUCACUAGUUUUUUUGUCUAGCCAAAUGUUAAUUAAGAAUGAUACUUGAAAAUAUUUGUAAAGCACCUUUAUAUGUUAAAUCCAUGUUUUUUCUUUAGUUAGCUUUCACUCUAAAUGGCUAACAUAACAAAUGGCUUUGAAAUAAGCAGGUGGCAGAUUUAUUGGAAAUAUAUAUGGAUGUCUUUAGUUGAGGAGUCCUUCUAACAAGCUAGACAUGUCUCUUGAAUACAUCUUGGGGAGAAAUUCAAAAAUCUGUAUCCGUUAUCUGUCAACAUCCAGCUGCUUAAAUUAGUAUAAAUAAUAUACUUUUGGUUCUGAUGUUGUGUGUGUGUUUUGGUGCAGGUUUUUUGCACUAAAUUGUUUGAGGCGGGGAUUCCACCUGAUGUGGUAACAGGAAUCUUUUCAAAUAUUUCUUCCAUCUAUCGCUUCCACGAACAGUUUCUUCUGCCUGAGCUCAAAACAAGGAUUACAGAUGAGUGGUGGGUAAAUGAAGGACUACAAACAAAUGUUUCUAUGUUAAGAAUUUCCUAGAAACUAAAAACGUCUGCUUCUGUAACAUGCUAGCACAACAAAAUAUAAUGCACUGUUAUUGGUAUGUAUCUGUAUGUCACAUCUUAACACUCCUGAGUGUUCCAUGAACUUUACAGAAUAAAGUUCAGGAGAUGGCCCUCCUGAAAUAGUUCCACCAUGUGGUUUCACUGGCUUUGAAACCCCUGCUGCAUCUGAAACUAUGGCACCUACUAAGCCUCGCCCACAUUAGCACAAGCUUCUAUCUUGUUUUGCUUUCCUCUGUCUUUUCAGAGGCAGGGAUCAGCAGCUGGUGCAGGAACAAUGCUCUUUCUCAUUGUUUUCAGUGUUAGGCACUGUUCCAUGCUUGCAUCUGAACUGCAUGCUUGGAGCUAGCCUCAGGGAAGCCCAUCUUUGUGAAGGCUCCAUUUCCAAAUCUAGCAUACAAAGCCUUGGGUCAAAGCCUUGGCUGGGAAAUAGAAUUGCACCAUAAGCACACAAAUGUCUUUGGUAAAAGUAUUCCCUAAUAAGAAUUCAUACGUGGAGAUAGCUAUCUGUUUAGUUUUUUGUGACUAAUUCACAUCUGCAACCAAAAAUGCAGUGAGGCCUGCGCUCAGGCCCCUUUGACAUGUCCUUUAAAAAGACAUUGUAUACUUCGCUUAUUGAAAAACAUAUAUUUAGAUUGUUAAAAAGUUUUGGUCGAGUUCCUGUAAGGCAGGGAUGUCCAACAGGUCGAUCGGGAUCCCCGGGAGGUUGCAGUCAAUCGCUGUCAAUCGCGGGCUCAUUUCCCUUUGCUUUUGCCUAAGAGCACCUGGCCCUGGCCCCUCUCUCCUGCCUGUAUUUUCUCCUGAUCUCUGUAACGUAAGACAGACUUUUUGCUGUUCUGCUAAAUGUUUCCCGUUCCCGCUAAAAGUCCCCCCCAAAAAACGGAACCCCAACAAAAUGGGGCGUUUCCCCUCCCUAAAAAAGCUCAACAACUUUGACCGGAACCCCUAAAAACCCCUAAAAAGGGUGGUAGAUCACUGCCAGAUUUUAAUUCUGAAAGUAGAUCGCAGUCUCUCGGGAGUUGGCCACCCCUGCUCUAAGGAAAUAAAGCUGUCCUUGGGUAAGAGGACAGCUCCUCCUAAGGAUGAGAACCUGGUUAAAAGACAGGCAAAAGAUACAUAUAAACGAAUUUUCAUAAUGAACAGAGGUGUAACCAUGGCUGUCCCUCGUGAAUCUUCAUUGCUGUUUAACUUGUUCUCGAAAAAUGUGAAUAAUGUGAUAGCAGCCAUAAGACACCAAAUCAUUCAGAUUGGUCAGUCCCGGGUAUUAAAGCAUGGGAAAGAGAAUAAAGUUUAAUAGAGAACGGGAAUACAAUUUCCUAAACAUUUAUGAAACUACAGCAUCAGUCCUUGAGAAGGGGCAGGGUGAUUGUUGCUCCCUGCUUGCAAUAAUGCUGUACUUGCUAGGAUGGGGUGGGGUGAGAUCGGAGGAGCUGCAGCUUGGCAACAGAGCAUUUUUGCUGCUCCCCCCAUACACCACUGCUGUGGAGACUCCAACUGGUGUUUGCCUGUAAAAUUGUAGAGUUGGAAGGCACCCCGGGGCCAUCUAGUCCAACCCCCUGCAAAGCAGGAAUCUUAACACACAGUCCCUCAUCCAGUUUGAAACGAUACUGUGCCCUGCUUAGCUUGGCAAACGUGCUAGCAGCUUUACUGCCACACAACUUGAUGUGAGAUAAUUCAAAUAUGCACUUUUACAAAACUUGCCAUUUUGAAUUCCAAAUGGUGUAAUAAUAGAAGCACUUGUUUACAAAAGAAUUGAAGUGUUGUUUUCAGACUCGUGUGUUUAAUUUUGAUGCAAGUGAGUAAGUAGAAUUUCCCCCCAUCCACAUCAUUUUAACUAUACUUGUAAUUUAUGAAGAUCAAUUAUAUCAGACUGCAUUCAAACAUAGGAUGUGUAAUUGUAGUUGCCAGCUGAUGUCAUAUUUCAUUUCCGUGCUUUUCUUUAAAUUUGUCUUGUUAUUUCUUCUGUCUACAGGAAUACAAACCCAAGGCUCGGAGACAUCGUCCAAAAACUUGCUCCAUUUCUGAAGAUGUAUGGAGAAUAUGUAAAGAAUUUUGACAGAGCAAUGGACAUGGUGAACACAUGGAUGCAGAGAUCUGUUCCUUUUAAAGCUGUUAUUCAAAACAUACAGGUAUAAAUCAUUUGUACUUAUCACAGUCCAUGCCUUGUUGACAUUACACAUGCGAGGGAGUGAAACCAGAAGAAGUUCCAUUCCACACACUUAUGGUAUCAUAUACUGGAUAGGUCUGCCUGUGUAGCUCUGUAGCCAAGAAAACCUUUUAGGGAAGGCAGGGUUGAUUUCAGUGACGUGUGAUUGUGCCAGCUAGAUCUCUGGCUAGCUCAUUGGUUUUACACAGAGUAUUGUAAUAAAUAUAAACCAUUAAAUGGGCAUAUGAAAUUUAUUAUUAUAAACUCUGAAUUGAAGCCAGGCUUAAAAGGAAAAUAACUUCCUUGAAGAAGCCACUUUUUAUGGCUUGACUUAGUGUUAUGUCUGAACCUGAGAUCAUGGUUUAUUUCUUCUAGACAAGCCGUGAACAGUAAGACCUUGGUUUCAGGUCAUGGUUUGUCCAGAGCAAAAUAAACCACGAUCCUGGAUUCAGAAGUAACGCUAAGCUAAGCAUGAGUACUGUAAGCUAAGCCUACAGUAGUAGGACCAGAGGAGAAACAAAGCUUCUACAACCUUCUAACUGGGAACCAUCAACAUUUGCUGGCUUGCAUUAAUCCAUAGUUUAAGAUAAACCUGUUUUUCUCUUCAUGCAUAGUCAUUAUAUUGAUCAAUGUAUUCCAUCAUAAUUAACUUGCAGACUUUGAGUUGAAUCCAAUGUUAGUUUUACUUAGAGCAGACUAGUUUAAAUUAAUAGACAUGUGUAACUUAGGUCCAUUAAUUUCAAUGGGCAGGAUUUGUCUAUUGAGUCCCAGUCAGCAGCAGAAGCCCUGUGCAAGGAUUUCUUCCUGCACAGUGAGCCUCCUUCCCUCUCCUCCCCCUGGAUGCCCCCCUAAAGUGACUGGUGGUGGUGGUAGGGUGGUCCCGAGAACUCCCAGAACAGUGCAUGGUGGGAGGAGACAGUAAGGUUCUGCCCAGUAAGGUGAAAUACUUGCACUGGUAGAAUGAUCAGAAGAGCUUGAUGUUGACUUCCUUCCAUUGGGUCUAUUCUGUAUACAACACUUCGUACUUGUUUGUUUUGUGAUGAAUAUACCACUGAGAAAUAAUGAAAUAAAUAAUACUGUUACAGGAAAGGAACAUGAAUUGGGUAGUAGAUAUGGAGAUGUACUGCUGUACUGGACUGAGCCUAGGUUGAAACCCAAGGUAUCAGUAAGAGAUGCCUUUGGGCCUGGAUCCAGCAUGACAUAGUAACUAAAUGUCCUUUCCUCUCCUUCCCCUUUUUAUUAUGAUGAUAAUUUGUACAUCUGAAACACUUUGCUUGAUUCUGUAUUUACCUUGCCAUGACCACCAGCAUCUUUAUGAUAAUUUAAAAAACUGACUAAUUAAACAUAUGAACAUCUUUCUACAGUCCUACAUCAGUAAAUGGUUUAAGUAUAUGGAUAUGGCAAAAUAAAAAUAAAAAAAUGUUCAGAAAAUCAGCCUGCUUUCCUUCAAUUACAGAAAGAAGAAAUAUGUGGAAACUUGACAUUACAGCAUCACAUGCUGGAACCUGUACAGAGAAUUCCACGCUAUGAGCUUCUCCUAAAGGAUUACCUUAAAAAACUUCCUGAAGAGUCACUAGACCGAAAAGAUGCUGAAAGUAUGUAUAGUUUUCAUCCACAUGGUUCGGCAUCAUAUUCUGUGUGGGGGCAUAAAUAUGCAUCAUGUUAUAGCUUUUCAAAAUUAAACCUUUUCCUCUUUUGUCAGAAUCUGACAACAACACUCUUUGACUGAUGGAUUUCUAUUGUGGACCUGUUAAACCAAACAUGACAUUUCUUUUUUACUUAGUGCACAGCACCUGAUACAUACCUAUUGCAUGAUAAUGAUAGUUCCAAUCAACUUAUUCUGUGGUAGUGAAGCUUCUGACAUCAGUUGGCUGAAGUGUCAUGAUGGCGCAUAAUGUUUCCUGACAUUUCAACUGUUUGCCAGCCAACUUUUUUGAGAGAGAAAUUGAAUUUCCGAUUGGGUAGGAUUUCAACUUUACACAGGGACAGAAAUAGAUAGGUUCCCCAUCUGCUGAUCUAUAUCUUUUAAAUGCCCUAAUACAUUAUUCUAUGUGUUACAUGUAAAGAACAUAUCUUUGGCCAUUUUCCCCCUAGGUGCUAUGAGUUGGAUGUAGGAUUCUUCCUGUUCAAAAGUAUCCAGGCCAGUUCAUGCAAUCCUCCCACCCACACUCAGCAUGUGCUGGGACAGAGAAGCAAGCCUUCCUCCUAAUAGCUUGCCAUACGCUCAGUCUUGCUUGAUCUGCUUUGUAUGCUUAACUGGCUGAAAGUCUAAUGUGAUAUCAGUUCCCCUGCAGGUUUCCUUCCACAAAGAAAAGUACAGACAAAAGGGGACUUGCAGUGCCUUAUGCGGAUUCUGGGCAACUGAAGAGAAGCAUUUGCUAAAGACAGCUUCCUUCUAUAUAAUGAAUAUGUGCCUUGGAAGCACACAACCAGAAAAGGCACAAAUUAUGUUCCAGAUGUGAAACACCUUCAGAGAGGUGUUUGAGGCUGGGCUUGAACAUUAAGAACCUACAUUAACACCAACCAUAAAUUAAGGAAAAGAAAUUCUUGUUCCUGCACAGGAAGUUGUAGAAAUAGGGCUGUGCCUAAGCAAAAUAACUCUUCAUAUAUUGCAUGCUUUCCUCUCUUGGUAAUUUACUGGGUAAUUUACUGUUGCGCACUGUAUACAGGGGACUCUCGACUUACGCGGGAGUUACAUUCUGGGUAUCACACAUAAAACCAAAUUCACGUAUAGUCAAAACACAUUGGGUUCAAUGGCAGGUAGGAUUACCAAAGUCAUUUUUCCUGGAACACCCUCCCUCAUUCCCCUUUUUAUUUACUUUUUUAAUUCUUUUGCCAAGCAUGUAAAUCUGAAUGCACACAAGUUGAUGUGCUACUUAUUUCAGAUAUUAUAAAUGUGUCUUGCAUACACACUUGACCCUCACAAGCACAGGAAUAUGAUUCAAUGGACUUGUCCUUACAAACCUGUCAUUUAUGUGCAGCUGCAUUUUUGCAGAAAUGCUGUACACAUCAGGGAAAUAAAAAACUGCACUAUUAACUGAUAAUGAUCUCGAGAAUGUGUAACUGCUGCUGCUUUAUUGCAGAAUCACUGGAGCUCAUUUCUACUGCGGCAAACCAUUCAAACGCAGCCAUCCGAAAGAUGGUGAGUAGAAAUUGUGUAACUGAAUCAUCACCUGAGCCAUUAACUGAGCUUCCUAUUUGAACCAGUGGUUUUCUCAUUACUCCAUGAAGACUUAAUGUUGGUUUUUCAUACUUAUUCAAACUUUCUAGAUCAAACUGAAGUAUAAAUUAGUGCCUUUCUAUAGUUAUUAUCUAUUAUUUAUGUAUAUGAGGUCCGUCCCCCCCGGCAUUUUCUCUCUUGUGACUGAUACUAAUUUAUGUAGCCAUUUUCAAAAACUCAUCUUUUGUUGUAGUUUCUUUCCUGUGUAUUCUAAAAAUGUUCAUAAGUUUUAAAUAUUCAGCCAUUGUUCUUGCAAAUGAAACAGGCCAGUUAGGGGGUUUGACCCUAUAUAUGACAGAGAUCAGGUCCAUAUAUUUACCUUUUUUACCCAUAUAUGAAUAUGAACAUAUAUGAGAUAGGUGUUGUGUGAAAUCGCAAUUGCCUGUGACCCUAAUACCAUUUUGGGGGCAGGAGGUAUUCUUGUCAUUAGGCAAAUGAAUGCAUGGCUCACAAUGAGCUUAUUUAUAGUGUGGCAAGUGAACGUGUUCCUAAGGUAUAUUCCCGCUCUGCCAAGUGAAAAAUAAGCCAAACCCAGAUUAAAGACCAUGCUUCUGCCAUUAAGAAGACAUAUAUAAAGACAGUUGUUUAUAAGUGAAAAUACUAUAGGAAAUGUAACAAUGAUGGAAUAAGCAGCAGAGCAUAUGCUUUGCCUACAGAAGUUUCUGGUUUCAAUACCUGCAGAGCUUCUCUAAGUUCAUGUGGUUGAGCAGAUGACAUCUCAGUUAGUAAAACUCUGAAAGGCAGGCUUAGUCUGGUUUCCAAAAUGGCAAUGUAUGCACUAACUGCAAUAAGAACAUUUACAAAGAUUAGCAAUACUUCUUUGUAAUCGGGUUGAAACACUGAAAAUCCAUAAAACUCUGUGUGUGUGCGCGCGUGCGCGUAUACACAAUACUGAGACAAUUUCUAUAAGAUCCAAGCUUUGUGUAUGUGUUUAUUUAAUAAAAUCAUCCUGCCUUCUCUUGAAAACAUUUUAAAGAAAAUGCAAGGUUUGUUUUAGAUGUUACAUAUUUACUUGUCUAAUUUACCUCCCAGCAACACUUCUGUUUUUGUAAGAAAUAAUUAUAGGCAGUGUUUUUAAAUGAACCCACUUGUUUCUCACUCUGGGCGUACUUCACAGGAAGUAGUUGUGGCUUCUUCUCUUUCUCAGAUUCACAAGUUAGAGGUGUUUUCAUCUUCCUUAUUGAGACACCAUUAUUCUUGCACAGGAGUAGGGAACAUUUACAUUCAAAGGGUCUCUUAUCUUGCCAGUGCUCCGAGUGCCAAGUGGAUGGGAUCAAAGGCUGGCAAUAAUGAAGAAACCAUGCAGCUUGCAACACACACAUAUAGCAAGGCAUGGGGAACAGUUGCUGAGGAAGCUGAAGUGUGUGUAGUCUUAAUCCUAUCAAUGUUUAAUUGAUUUUUAAUUAUUGUUUUUAGUGGUUUUUAAUGUUCUUGUAAGCCACCUUGAACUAUGUCAGGGAAAAUGGGGUGGGGGAUUAACCACAACAACAACAUACAGUGGUACCUCGGGUUACAUACGCUUCAGGUUACAUACGCUUCAGGUUACAGACUCCGCUAACCCAGAAAUAGUGCUUCAGGUUAAGAACUUUGCUUCAGGAUAAGGCGGUGCAGCAGCAGCAGGAAGCCCCAUUAGCUAAAGUGGUGCUUCAGCUUAAGAAUAGUUUCAGGAUAAGAACGGACCUCCGGAACGAAUUAAGUACUUAACCUGAGGUACCACUGUACUAGUUGUACUCAUAAUAGAUCUGUUGGAAUCAAGAAACAUUACUACCUCACGUCCUUCAAUGCCAAUGGGUCUACCCUGAGAAGAAUUUGGUUGUCAGGAAAAAAUUAAUGGCUGCACUGAAAAUUGGUGUACGGACCUUUGUGAUACAUAUAAGGCAGCUCCUGCUUGCUAAAAUUCGUAUGUGGGCAUCAGAUCCCCGUGAAAGUGUCUUUCUCUAGUUUCCAGCUCCUAUUACUGCUGUUAUGAGGGCUAGAAUUUUAUCUUCUUUAUGAUCUUGGGAAUCAAUUUCCUGACUACUUUGACAGAAGAGCUAUUUGGGAUUCUGCAAUGAAGUACCAAGAGAUGAUUAAAAUAGAGAGGAUUAAAUGCUUUAUGUUGCUAGAGUGCAUUCUGUUUUCAUGGUUGCUUUUUUAAGGCUGUGAAAAACCAUGGACUUGCACUGUUUAUUUCUUCUUUCAUGUAUUUUUUUGUUGGUUCAUUGUUUUUUAUUUUUUAAUACCAAUAUUUAGUAAUUCUUCAGUAGGUAGCAUUUCCCCUGUUAAUUAAUUGAAUUAUUUUUUUCUUCUAGUGUGUGUAUCGUAAAGCAAUAGACUAGCUGUUAGCUGAGUUGGCAUUUCCUUUUUGUGCUUGUAGGAAAAGAUGCACAAGCUGUUAGAAGUGUAUGAGCGCCUUGGAGGAGAAGAGGAUAUAGUUAAUCCAGCCAAUGAAUUGAUUAAAGAAGGGCAUAUUCAGAAACUGUCAGCAAAGAAUGGCACCGCUCAGGAUAGGUAUCUAUUUCUGGUGAGUUACUUCAUUUCUCAGGAGUAAAGUGUUCACCUACUUUGUAGACACAAAGUCUCCUUUGAUCUGAUUGGUCAGGUCUGGCUGGUGGAGUCUGCUCUGUAUUGCACAUGUAUUUUCCUUUCACAAAAGCAGGUUCUGUUCUGUUUUAAAGAAAAUGUUCUUUCUGUUGUCAUACCAGUAUUUGAUGAUGCUUUGGGUUUUGUGUAAUUGGCACUUUUAUUAGUUUACCCCAGAGUGCUGCUGAAUAUUAAAUAGUCCACAGACAUUAACCUGACAAACCCAUUUCCACCAGACUUAAGUAUAAUCUUUUAAAUUAUCAUUAACAAUCACAGGCUCCUAUGGACAGUGUCAACCAUUUUGUGCAAAAAACAGGAGCAGCACUUUGGAAAUCUGAGGUCAGGCCCGGCCAGCCAUUAGAUGUUGAUCUUCUGACAUGGCUCUCUGAAUAUAAUAUCCACACAUAGUUUCUCUCUGUGUGAGUCCACAUGUGACAUAGAAGGCUUUUCUUAUUUUUAUAGUUCUGCAGAGAAUACUGCUGAAAUAUCUGCUGGAAAACACUCUGGCAUCUUUCCAGCAUGUUGUGGGUUGGUUUUGCACAGGUAUAUUGUACAUUGCAGGUAUAGGGCAGGAUUCAGCUGACUCCUGUUGUCACAAGCCCUGCAUGAGGACGUCUGCUUGUACAAGGGGUAUUUCCCCUCCCCGGAAAUUGGCUCUGGGGUGGGUGAGUAGGAGAACAACCAAUAUAGUGUGUGUGGAGAAGAGGGCGGUGGGGGGUGUCAUUCUGUCUGGCAGUGGCAUUGAAUUUCACUCAUAGUUAUUGCCAGGCAAUUUCCCCCCCCCCCAUCUGUAACCAGGCCUUUGGUCUUUAACUAGAUCUGUGGCCUUUUGUACAUGGCCAGGAUGUUUUUAAUGUGUUUCUUUUUCCUUUUGCUUUUAAUGUAUUUAUUGUGGGGUGUUGUUUGUUUUCUGUUUGGUUGUAAGUUACCUUGGGUUGCCCUGGGCAAGAUGAAGCGACCAAGAAAUUUAAUAAUAAUAAUAAUAAUAAUAAUAAUAAAUCACAAUUCAUAGAAGAUAGAUGAUUCACAGUCAAAAUCGAGCUUUCCUCAAUCCCCGCAUGAGCUGUUGCUAUAAAAAUGAAUUCCAGAUAAAUUUCACACACCACAGUGCUAGAAAUUUUAACCUUUAUUGGAGAAAUGAACUAUAACAACUGAUUUUGCAAUUAAGGGUGUGGCUAUGCUUACUGAUUUUAUAAUGAAGGAUGUGGCUGAAUAUUAAAGUGAUUUCCACAUACCAUAACAAGAAUUUUCCAUCAAUUGCAGUUUAACAGCAUGGUGUUGUACUGUGUGCCCAAACUGAGAUUAAUAGGCCAGAAAUUCAGUGUGCGAGAAAAGAUCGAUAUUGCAGGAUUGCAGGUUUGUAUCUUGCUUGUUUGCAUUUAUAAUAUACUUUUAUAACAGUGCUUGGAUAGCUCAGUUGGUUGGAGCGUGCUGCCGAUAAUGCCAAGGUUGCAGGUUCAAUCCCCAUAAGGGACAGCUGCUUAGUCCUGCAUUGCAGAAGAUUGGACUAGUUGAUCCUCAGGUUCCCUUCCAACUCUAUGAUUCUGUGAUUCAGGAUUUGUCACUUGUUGAGAAACAAGCACUUCGGCCAUCCCCAAAUGCAUAAGCAAAGUAAAACACAGGCAACGUGGAAGACGGAACAUGACAUGCUGUUAUUGAAGAUGGAACUGCAGGAAAUGAGUAUGCAGUAUUGCAGACUUCAACAGGGGGACUGUGCAAACAAUAACAACAACAAAGCCACAGUCAGUUUCUCCUUUGGCAUCGCAGUACCAUCAGUGCCACUUGAAAGCCGCUGAGCUUAAAACAUAGUGGAUGUGGACCCAUACAUUUCUCCGUGCCUAGACAAGUCGCAGAUACAAUCUAGGUUAGAGUUCAAGUCUCUUCCACCAACUGCUUCUGCACCUUACAGCUGGCAAACCUUGUUUGUAUCUCAGAAAAACCCUUGUGUAAAUAAUGCCUCUGAAAGCAUUGUCAUUAAAAAGUAGACACUAGAUGUUAUUUUUAAACAAACAGUUCAUUAUUAUUAAUAGUUGCUGCUCUUUAGAGAGAGUAGAGGUUUGUUUGGUAAUCUUAAAAGUGUUUGGAAAAUUAUAUUUUAAAGUAUAGCAAAAUAUACUUGGUUUCCUAGGUCCAGGAAAUCAGCAAGCAAAACGUGGCUCAUACAUUCUCAAUAACAGGAAAGAAGAGAUCAUUGGAGCUACAAGCUAGGUACAGAAUUUUGUUCAUUCAUUCUGCAUGUUUUGAGCAAGGAAUGUUAGGCUGUGGAAGCAAUUGGUAAAAUAAUUCAUUCUAGUAAAUUCAAUUGUUUUGAAUCAUAAAUAAGGUAAAGGGGAAGCAAAGGGUAGUUUUCAAUUAUAUGCUGCCGAGUUUAGAAUAGGUGGCAUAUCAGAUUCCAGCAACAAAACAUGAAUUUACUGUAGAGAUGAAUAAGACUAUUAUCUGCUUAUAAGACUGCAGAUAUUAAAACAGCUACUGAAUAUGCUACAUGUAUACAACAUGUAUGUCUUUUCUGCAUUUUAUAGGACAGAAGAAGAGAAGAAAGAAUGGAUCCAGGUCAAUAUAAGCAUAUUUUACUUAGCCUUUAUGCCAUCCCAUUUCAUUUUCGGUGUUCUUCUUUGCUAAGUACAUUAAGCUGCAUAUAGGAACUUUUUCCUCCAUUUCAUUAUUUCCAAGCUGUUAUACCCCACCCUGCCAAAAAGACACCUUUCCCUGAGCAACUUACAAUAAAACAAUAAAAUACAGCUAUACAAAGAUAAGUAAAGCUGAGUAAAAUAACAAUAAAGCUAGCAAAAGUUUUUUUAAAAAAAAGCAUUAUAAAAAAACCAGACACUGGAGAUGAAAGCAUGCCCUUAACAUGCCUGAGACAGUAAAAAAAAACUUUGGUGCUAAGAUGAUGUCAGAGUAGGCAAAUGUGAACCUCCCAAUGGUAUUCCAUAACUAGGACUGUAACAGAAAAGGCUGCUCCCUAAUCAUACUCCACCAAGGGUUGUAUCUAGCAAAGCCAUCCUAUCAGUGCAGGGACUUAUGCCUGAACAACAGAACAGCCUCUCUGCCCCAUGUGACGCUGCACUCCACCCAGAUCUAUCCUGGGGUUUCCUCCAACCCUCCACAGCAGAUUGGUGAGGGAGUAGAGGGAGAGGAAGUCCCGUUAUGCAAGCAGAAGGCAUUAUGCAGCUUGGUCGGAUACAGCCCUGUAUUUGUGAUGGGUAUCCAAAGUCUCUGAGAAUUAUCUUAAGGCACUCAUGUGCCUUAAGAAAAUGGUCACAUAUGUCCCAAGCCAUGAAGAAAUAACUUUAAAAGUGAGCAUAAUCACUUUAAUGUGAGCCUGAACAUAGACGAAUAGCCAAUGCAGAUGCUUCAGAACAAGCAAGAUGGAUUCCUAAUGCAGAGUCCCAGUUAGCAUUUCCACAAUAGUAUUUUACAAUAACUGCGUCUUCAAAGGCAGCCUCACAUGUACUCUAUUACAGUAAUGGAAAAUAUUGCUUCGGGGUGAUGACUUCUACAUUGAAAUCUUAUUGGUGUUUUAGCAGAAGACCCAUUGCCUACCUCUCCCAUUACAUUUAUAUAAUUCUGGUAGUGCUUUUGUUCCUUAUAGUUAGUUAACUGAAGUGACCUUUCAGUUUUUACAGAAUACAUUCUUAAUUUGAGGCUCUACUUUUGUAAGUCAUACUUGGAAAUUCUUCAUCUUGUAGAAACAACACUCUUAGGUAAUGACAUCAGCAAACAGUUUUGUUUUGUUUUUAAAAAGGUUUUUGGUUUUGUGUUCUAAAUAAGAUUUUGCAGCUUACUUUUACUUACUGCAUUUCUUGGAAUUUUAUUGCAGGUCAUUCAAGCAACAAUUGAAAAACAUAAACAGAACAGUGAAACGUUUAGAGCUUAUAACAGCUCUUUUUCUCAAGAAGAUGAGCAUCUCCCAGAUUCAUCAGUAAGCAUUUAGUGAUCAUUAUUCCUGUGGGUCUUUGCUGUCAUAUAUAUUGCACUUAAACUUGCAAAAAAAUUUUUUGUUUUUAAUUUGUAGCCUGUGGUUUUGAUCCAGAGUUCCCAUAAGUGGAGCUUCACUCCUGGGACUUUCCAUUGGGGAACUGGACAAAGGGAGGCAAUUUUCUCCAUCUCUUGACACUUGCUUAUAUUGAGUUACAUUACUCACUUCAUGAACAUGCUUAAAAGCACAGGUUCUAGUACCAAUCCUUGGUGGCAUAGGAAUCAACUCCUACGGGUCAAGGUCCUUUCACGCCCCCCAUAAAAUAUUUGAGGGGCCCCCCACCUAAAGUAGAUGGGCAUUACCAUUCAAAUAGCAUGUGUGUGCUGUGUGUUUGAUUGAUUAUGCAAGGUUGGCUCUCUUGCUUGGUGGACUCCACUUUCUGCUUCCAUCCAUUAGAACUAUCCAUUUAUUCCUUCUCUCUGCAUCCUGUUUCUUACCCAGUUACUGAUUCUUAAGAGGACCUCUCCUCUUAUUCUGCGACUGAUAAACUUACUCAGGAAUAUUUGACGAUGUACUUUUAUCUAUAUACUUGUUGGCACUCUCAAAGUACUAAGAAAGGUUAGUGAGACAGGACCUACCUUUGCUGAAACUUGUUCUUCUAUAUGCUUGGGAGUUCUACCUUUAAUAAAGCUUUUCACCAGUUUUCCAGGAAUAAGUAAGCUGGUCUGUAAUUUGCUGGAUCCCUUUAAAAGACAUUCAUGUUAAGUUGGCUACUUUCCACUACUCAGGUAUGGGGAUUGAUAGUAGGCACAUGUUACAUAUUUUUCUUAGAAGAUCAACAAUUUCACAUUUGAACUCUUUAAGAACUCUCAUCUGGACCCAGUGUUUUGUCAGUUUUCAAUUUGCCCAUAAGACCUAGAACGUAGUCACUUAUCACUGCUAUUCUCAUACUCCAUCUCUAAGAAAGUUCAAACACAGGGAUUUAUCCCACAUCUUCUGUGAAGGCAGGCAUAAGAAUUCAUUCAGCUUCUCUGAACUUUCUCUUCUGUCCUUUAACAGUCUUUUGAUACCCAUGUCAUUCAAAGAUCCAGCUGCUUUCCUAGCUGGUCUCCUGCUAUUCAUGUAUUUAAAGAGUUUUUUGUUGGUGGUCUUUAUGUUUUUAACAAUGUGCUCCUUGAAUUCCUCUCCCUUUCCUUUCAACAAAGCUGCAAUUUUCUCAAGAAAAUGGUCUCUAAUAGCCUCUAAGAGCUUCCUUUUCUCUGCUUGCUAACCAUGAUGACAUCCUCUUGGCCCUGGUGGUACAUUUCUUGAACUGUAGUAUACAUUCUAGUCGAGCUUUCAUUGUGGUUUUGAAAACCCCCAAGCAUUCUGGAGAAAUUGGGUCCUCUUUACUUUGCCUCUUAGCUUCCUUUUUACCAGUUCCUUCAUUCUGGGGAGCUUUUCUCUUUUGAAAUCAAAUGUGACUGUGUAGAACUUUCUGGGCAAUUGUCCGCUUACAUAUAUGUUAAAUUUGAUAGUAUUAUGGAUCACUGUUCCCAGUUGGAUCAACAGUACUUAUAUCUCACACCAGGUUCUGAUUUCUACCGCUCUAGUUGAUUCCCAUAGAACAUCAUCAUUUAGGAUAUUUAGAAAUAGAUGUUAUCAGUUUGUUAUGUUUGGAGCAUAUAGCCUGUCUGUAUGAGGGUAAUUAAAGUCACCCAUUACUACAGCAGUUCUCCUUUGGAUGUCUCCUGGAUUUUAUUCUCCAUCUCAAGCUUCUCUCAGCAUUUUGGUCAGGGUGAUGAUAGUACACCCCCAGUACUAAAUUGCUCUUGGAAGCCAGUAUUACCACCCACAACAGUUAUGUGGAUGAGCCCCUUUGGGGAUUUCUAACUUGCUGGACACUGUAUCUGUUGAUGUGCAGAGUGACACCCCUUCCAGUGUUGCUAGCUUUCAAGAAUUUUAAAUAUGAAGAUUUUAUGUUCUAUUAGAACCAAAAUGUUAUCAUAUCAUGGGCAGAUAUAUGUUGGUGUGCACAAAAAGAGCCAGUGCGGUAUAGCCUAUGGUAUGUUUGUAUGAGCCUUUUGAAUCCAGGUUCAAAUCGCCACUCAGAUAUGAAGUUCAUUGGGUCCUUGAGCAGUCCUAACAUGCAGGUGCUUUGCUGGGAAAUGCUGAAAUGGGAACACCCUGGACAAAAGGUAGAUAGAUUAUAAUAAAGUAUAACUACUGAUAUCCUGUGUACAUUAGACAGAGAAGGUCUAUUCUGAUGCCUCAUUUAUUAUUCCACAAUGUCAAAUUACAAUGUUGGGUAGAACUGUAUCCAUAGUGGAUGAAAUGCCUCUCAGGUAUUUUGUGUCGCCGCCCAUUGUCUUUAGCUGUUCUGUGUAUAUUUCAAAUCAGCUCUUUCCUCAGUGGUGUCAUAUACCAUUACGGUCUGGUGUCCAUGUAACAGUGCAGACCUUCAUUGCACCUCUGGGUCACCUCGCAACCACAAGAACGGUGUAACAGCAGUCAUAGUGACCCUUCCCAAACACUCCUUGACGAGUGCAAGAGCUCAUAGUAUUGAGCUAUUAAAGAGCUAGGUGUUUUAUUAGUAUUCAUGUGCUUUCUGAUGGCUUUCCCACAACAGAUAGCGAGCACCAGUUCUGUGGAAUCCAUGCCAGGAACAGAUGGUAGCAGCACAUCUGGAGGGGUAAGCGAUUGUGAGGAGGAUGCCUCAUUAAAUCAAAUGUUCAAAUGUUUUGUUUUAAUGAGAGGGGAGAGAGGGGGAGAGCAGGCCCGUUCCAGACAUGGUCAUGCAUUAGCCUAUAUUCUCUAUUCAAAUUUUAUUUACUUGAACUGUGCCUUUUCACUAUUAGUGAAAAUUACUCCUGACCUUUUCUAAUGUAAAUCUUUCAACACUUACCUCACUUCUGAAGUCCAUAUGCAGACUGAAUUAGCUUCCUUUGAAUACUGUUGGAAAAGAAAUCAUUGUCUUCUAUUUACAAGCGAGUAGGACUCCUGAAGCCAGUACAAAAUAAGCCAUUGUUACUUGACAUAUAUGUUUACUUAAGUCUGAGGUGAAGACUAGAAAGAUAAGCUCGUCCGUUCUGUGUUUCACUAGAAGUCUUUGAAUUAUCAGCAGAAACGCUUUACUUUCGGCAGCUGGGAAAGGCACAGUAAUUUCCCUCCUAAUGAUGGUUUUCAAUGUAAGCACUGCAAAUCGUGGCUCACAUCCAUAAUAUGCCACAGAUGUCUUUUAUUAGGAAACUAGAGUCUUAGGUCUGGUUCGGAUGUUCACCAGUUAAGGUAUCAGAUGGUGCUUCUUACAUGAAAAGCUGCCGCUCUAGGCUAAACUGCUUUAAUUCAGCGUGCUGUACUUGGCAUUCUUUAUAAUUAGGGCUUUCACCUGAUGAAAGAAAUUGUAGCCAAUUAAUCAGAUGAGUUUCAGUCUAGUAAGAUUGGUUGAUUACAUCUGUGUAAAUUUGCAUAUGAAUAGUAAUGCUGGGGGGGGGACGACAUACAGUGGUACCUCAGGUUAAGUACUUAAUUCGUUCUGGAGGUCCGUUCUUAACCUGAAACUGUUCUUAACCUGAAGCACCACUUUAGCUAAUGGGGCCUCCUGCUGCUGCCACGCUGCUGGAGCACGAUUUCUGUUCUCAUCCUGAAGCAAAGUUCUUAACCUGAAGCACUAUUUCUGGGUUAGCGGAGUCUGUAACCUGAAGCGUAUGUAACCCAAGGUACCACUGUAUCCCUCUUGUUCUUCCGAUGUCACACUCAUAUGUCCCAGCAGGCAUCAUCUUAGAAAAGGCAUCCUUUGAGAGAGAGCAGGAGGUGGAGACCCCUUUCUGAGAUAGUGCCUGUCACCUACAGUUUUUUGAAACACUUGCAUUUAAACCACUUUCCAUUUUAAAAAUCUGCUGCCUGCUUAAAUGAAGGGCACAUUUUUUGUCACUCAAACGGUAAUUAGGUAUAUUCACUGAUUAAGUAUUGCAGCCCUUCUUACAGUUUCAGUCACACCAUAGUAUUCUCAAGCUCAAAAUGUCUUGUUGUAAACAAGCGUGCACUCCGGGGAUUCAUUCAGGCCAUUUGACUAAGUUAAGCCCACUAAUUUCAGUGGUCUACCCUGAGUGAAACUGAGUUAAAUACCACCCAUAAUAAAGUGUGUGGGUUAUCUGCAAUGUGUGCUGCCAGAAUGAUUUCCUAUGAGAUUUUGAAGAAAGAGAUCUUGUGGCUGAAAUUGGGGGGGGGGGUCCCCUGCCAGAGUCCACAAGACCAUUAUGCUAUGUAACUCAAUGGAAGGGGUAGUCAUUGUGGGUACCCUCCAGAACUCUGUCUCCUAUUAUCCUCAGUCAGCAUGGCUAAUGGGAGUUGUAGUCUAGCAACACCUGGAGACAUAGUCCCCGGCCCUUCAGUAAACCCAACAUGCUAGAAAAUCUGCACUUGCUGUCCAUCUACUACCAAACCAGGUUCUAGAUCCUUGCAUUACUUAACAGAGCCCUGAAAAACCUGGGUCCUGGAUUGCCUAAACCCUUAUAACCUAACUCAGUCAUUGAGAUCAUCUGUAGAAGCAUCAUUGGUCGUUCCCCCAAGUUGGGGCGGUGAUCAUCUGACAACAAGAAACCGAGCCUUUAGUAUUGUUGAUCCAGUCCUGUGAAAUGCUCUGCUAAUAGAGCAUCAGCAGGUGCCUUCUGUUUCAACCUUUAAACACCUGCUUAGAACUUCUCUAUGCUACCCAUAUAUAUAAAAAAAUUGGGCUGGGAAACAGCAUAUUCUGUUUGCCAUCCAGCAAUUUGAGAUGCUGCGCAACUGCCUGGCAUUUUCAUAAAAGGCUUGGAGUACAACUGUAGGGAUACGGCAACUUAAUUUCUUGGUUGGGAUUUGUUACAACUGCUCUAAAUAGUCACAGCAAUCCCAGCAGCUCUUGAAUGGCAGCUGGUGGCGAUGGUAAAUCGCUGUUACAUCUGAUGUUUGCCAGGGCUUGGCUGCUUGCUCUGGUAUGGGAGAGGAGGAAAUGCAUAAAUGCCAUGGGGAGCUUUUUGCCGUAGGGAAUUCUUUGGAUCUUGCUGUGAACAGUGGUUAUGGUUACUUUUUAUAUUAAUGUACAAUAGUAUUAUAAGCGUCUAUUAGGUUUUUUGAACUAUAAAAAACAUUAAAGAAGAUAGCAGCUUUAUAUAUUUUGCAUUAUGACAUUUCUGUACUUAAUCUCAAUUGUGUUACCUAUUUAAAUCGUUGUUGUUGUUGUUUUAAAAAAUAAAUCUGUGUAUUUUGCUUACAGUAGACAUGCUACUUUUUAAUAAAAAGCCAAAUGGCUUCUCUGUUUAAUAGGAAUGCCACUUCAAGCUCGCACUAAAAGUUGAAAUCAAGGUUCAUAUUUAUACAUUUGUGUGUGAAUCUUUCUCCUAGCGUUUGAAAAGCACCUGUCAACGGCUAGCUGGAUUGUGCCAUCCAAGAGCUCCUGUGUUAAGCACAGCCUCUUUUCUCUCUCUUUAAGUCUUUAUACAGCUGAACCACUUGGUGGUGGUGAUAGGCAGCAAACUAGAAGCUGCCUUCUUUAUUCUGUCCAGCUUCCUAAAGGAAUGCUUAAGACAUUGCGAUAUGGCCAGUAUUAAUUAAGAAAGCUAUAUCAGAUAGUUAAAAUUGUGGGGUACGGUAUUCAAAUGAUGUAAAAUACAUUAGUAAAUACUGCAUAGUGGUUUUGCAUCCCAAAUACACAGAAGUUUCUGUUGCUUUUUUUUUAUUUGCUGGUUGGUAUUCCUUUCAGAAUUCUCAUUGAGGAAUGACCAUGUCUUCACUGCCAUUUUUAUAUAGGUUGUGUUAUUUACAUCAUACAGUCACUCUCUAAAAUAUAAAUGGAAGUAAACUGCAAAGCAUGUAGCAUUACACGGAGUUGAGUAACUGAGCAUUCCGUCAGUUUCACGCCCAUUAUUGUAAAAUCGUGCCUGUUUGCCUGUUGAAUGAGUUUCCAUGCCGGCAUGUAAAUGCUGAAAGCAGAACACUAGGGAUUCUGCUGUGCUGGAAAGGGGUCUAUGGAACUCGCUCCCCCAGAAGGCCGUGAUGCUCACCAGCUUGGAGACUCAGACGAAUCCAUGGAGGAGAGGGAUAUUGAUGGCUACGCUCUGCUGUUGCAGUUGGAGGCAGCAAUGCUUCUGAAUACCUGUUGCUGGAAAUCACAGGAGGAGAGAGGGCUCUUGUGCUCGGGUCCUGCUUGCUGGUUUCCCACAGGCACCUGUGGGAAAUAAAUUAUUAUUCUUUAGGGAAGUUUUUAAUGUGUGACAUUUUAAUGUAUUUUUAAAUCUUUGUUGGGAGCCGCCCAGAGUGGCUGGGGAAACCCAGCCAGAUGGGUGGGGUACAAAUAAUAAUAAAUUGUUGUUGUUGUUAUCGUUAUCUGGUUGGCCACUGUGGGUACUGGAUGCAGGACCACAGGGGCCAUUGACCUGAUCAAGCAGGCUAUUCUUAUGUUGGAGAACCCCCUAUUCUUGUAGAAAAGUAAUGGGGCUGUGGGAAUAAACUCUUAACCUACGCAGAACCCCAAAGUGCACUCAAUGCAGGUUGCACAUGUACAGUGCUACCUCAGGUUACAUACACUUCAGGUUACAUACGCUUCAGGUUACAGACUCCGCUAACCCAGAAAUAGUGCUUCAGGUUAAGAACUUUGCUUCAGAUGAGAACAGAAAUCUUGCUGCGGCGGCACGGCGGCAGCAGAAGGCCCCAUUAGCUAAAGUGGUGCUUCAGGUUAAGAACAGUUUCAGGUUAAGAAAGGACCUCCGGAACGAAUUAAGUACUUAACCCGAGGUACCACUGUACCAUUUCCUAAAGGCACCAGUGCACAUCCACAAGGCAGGAGGAUUCAGGGGAGGCAAUAAUCAUAUCCCAAGAGUUCCAAGGCACUGGGAUCGAUAACCCUUGCAUCCUUUAUUUUUCCACUUCCCUGAAGUUACCAUGCAACAAGACUCUUUUUGGUGAUGGAUGGGAAGUGCUCCACCACCACCACUGAAAUAUCCUGGGGGGAGCUGAAUUGGGUUCUGACGACAUUGCCCAAUUCCUUUCUGUCGGAUCCUUUUGGUGGUUCAGGAGGGCUGAGACCCGUUCACUGCAUACAGGGUUGUUGGGGAAUGUAGGAGCUAGCAAGGCAUUUCUUUCGCUCAGUGUUAUUUGCAGGGCUCACUAAUAGAUGUUAAAAGGGACGCGGGUGGCACUGUGGGUUAAACCACAGAGCCUAGGGCUUGCCGAUCAGAAGGUCAGCGGUUCGAAUCCCCGCAACGGGGUGAGCUCCCGUUGCUCAGUCCCUGCUCCUGCCAACCUAGCAGUUCGAAAGCACGUCAAAGUGCAAGUAGAUAAAUAGGUACCACUCUGGCGGGAAGGUAAAGAGCAUUUCCGUGCUCUGCUCUGGUUCGCCAGAAGGGGCUUAGUCAUGCUGGCCACAUGACCCAGAAGCUGUACGCCAGCUCCCUCGGCCAGUAAAGCGAGAUGAGCGCCGCAACCCCAGAGUCGUCUGCAACUGGGCCUAAUGGUCAGGGGUCCCUUUACCUAAUAGAUGUUGCACCUGAUAAAGUACAGCUUGGUGGAAAUCCCUAGCGCUAAGGCUGAGGCAAAUCACAGGCCGCAGUGACAGCAAAGGUGCAAAUUGGUGGUGGUGGUGUUGUAGUCUGAGCCGGUAUGAUCGGCAACACAAUGCUAGCUUGGUGUGGAAUGGCCCUUUAAUUUAUUUAUUUCAAAAGCUUUUGUGUACACCUGAAAUAAAUGUCUUCGGUAGCUAAUAUUCCGGACACUUGUAUUUGUUAGUUGCUAUAGUAAUUGAGAGCUUCUUUACAUACUGAAGCAGCCUCUGAGUGUGUGGUUUGUAAUGUGAGCAGAAAAGGCAGCGCGUGGAAGACUGUUAGCAAACCUAUAACGCACUCCAUAAAGUUUAAUUACAGGCCAUACCUCUACCUUUAAAAAACGAUCUUUGUGCUCUUUGGGGCAAGAAAUGAAUGCUAAUAUAAAUUAAACAACUUCUCUGAAAUGAACCAUAUGCUUGGUCCUGAACUGGGUAGUAUUGCAGUUGCUGCUUUGCUUAUAGCGAUGGGAUUGAAUGAUUAAAAUCUUUACUGCUCAUGCAUACGUACUUGGCAGACUAAGGUUCUUGGCUGCACAUGCAGCCUAGCUGUUUCCACUUUGCUCCUUCCCAGUGAGAGCAGGUAAACAAACCAGGAAAGAAGGAAUUCCUGAAUGUUAUGUCCAAAUGCAGGAUCGUAAUUGGUUUCAUCCUUACAGAUUAUGAUUUAUAGCCAUUCUGAAACCAUGACCAGUUGUUGGCUUUCCAAUACAGUGGUACCUCGAGUUACAUACACUUCAGGUUAUAUACGCUUCAGGUUACAGACUCCGCUAACCCAGAAAUAGUACCUCGGGUUAAGAACUUUGCUUCAGGAUGAGAACAGAAAUCGUGUUCCGGUGGCAAGGCAGCAGCAGGAGGCCCCAUUAGCUAAAGUGGUGCUUCAGGUUAAGUACAGUUUCAGGUUCAGUACGGACCUCCGGAACAAAUUAAGUACUUAACCCAAGGUACCACUGUAUGCUUGAAGUUCUCCUGAUGUCUGCCUGUAACUGCCUGGGAAGGCCUGCAUUCUUCCUUUUGAGUAGUUGUCUCAAAUUCUUCAGACAAAGAAGUCUCGCUCAAAAUAUACAUCCUUGCAGGUAGUUUGCUUGCAUGUUGCUUGCACAGCAGGAAAUACUUUCUGAGGGAGAAGGCAGCUCACAUAUCAGGAAGGGUAAAGAGACCUUGAGCAUGCAAAUAAUAGACUUCUUAGAAAAUCUAUAAUUCUUAACUAAACAGUGCUAGUUCAACCCUUGUUAGAGGCUUUUAAAAUAGCUGGUCUAGCCAUCAUUCCAAAUGUCUAGAGCUGUUUGGCUGUGAAAGUUGGCCCGUAACAACUGGCAAAAUUUGAGUUAAGGUAUAUCUGGCACUCUAAAUGCUAACCACGUGUGUUAAAAUCACAACAUUAUACAUACCAAACUUUAAAAUAAUAAUGAUAAUACAUUUGUGGGGCUCAAGCUGCCCUUCACUGGUUCAAAGUCACAUUGUUUAACAUUAAAAUUUUAUUUUUUCAUCCCAGCCUGAGUGUUGCAGAAAAUCCUCCAAAUCAAAGAGAGAAAAGGAGAAGCAAGCUUGCAAAAGCUGCAGUGAAAGCUUCAACUCCAUUACAAAAAGACGUCACCAUUGCAAGCAAUGUGGGGCAGUGAGUAUUGGAGUGAAAAUUACUGUUUAUAUGUAUGUGCAUUGUUACUCAUUUGGAACAAGCUGGUUUUUCUUUAUAAAAUUCUGCAAAAAAAGAAAAUAAUAAUAAUAUCAUCUUCUCAAGUAUUAUACUGUCCUUCAGUUCCCAAGACUGUCUGCAUAAGUAGACUGAUUUACCCCUUUCCACGUUUUUAUCUUCUGGUGUGCCAUGCUCCUUAACAAUGGGAAAAUCAGGAUCAAAAAGUAUUUGGAUAGAGCUCUUAGGACAAAUUUCAUACCAUUUCUAAAUAAGAAAAAAGUUUUUUUCUUUUUAAACACAGAUACUUCGAAUUAAAUUCUAUUGAAAUCCAGUGAAACUUUAAUCCAAGGUUUAUUGAUUUCAUUGGAAAAGAUUAGCAGAGACUAAUUCAGGGGCAAUGGUGAUGGAAGGGAAAGAGUCAUAGAGUCCGUGGAUCUCAUGAGACUUAUGUGCCAUCUCUUUAGGAAGAGUACUCUAGAGAAUAUUGCUAGGAAACUGAUCUUACUAAAUAGGAAACCCCCAACAUGUUGAGUUAACUGGUGGCCAAAAUUGUGGAAACCUUUUGGGAAAAGUGUAUUUCCGAGGUUUGAUGGCUCAUAACACCUGAUUGGCUCUCUAAACACUCAUGGCUACAUUCAAAUGAAGGAAAACUACUACAUGUCAACCUAAGCCAGUUGUGCUUCGUUUUUCUGGUUAUUUGGCUAUAGCUUUUGAUAGAAUACAGAUAAUUGAACAAACUUUGUUGCAUUACAUUCUUCAUUAAAUUAUCUUGCCACUGAUAUAUAAUUUUAUGGUAUUGCUCCCCAAAAAAGUGGUGUUAUGAGCCAUCAAACCUCAGAAAUACACUUUUUCCAAAAGACCAUGCCACUAGUGUACAUUGCAUGGUCUUCCUCCCAGAUAUAAGCCAGCUAAAUGCGUUUCUAAUUACCAACAACUGCAGCUAAAAGAUGGUAGAUUUGCCUUUCUCUUUUGUUAAUCAAAACUCACUGAGGCAAUUUGUUAGCCUAUACCAAGGGCGAGGAGCCUAAUCUGUUUUUGGGCCUUGGAACUCUCCUAUGGCCAUUCCUCCUACACAGGCCACACCCCUCGUUGCUCACCCUGCUCACUUGGCCCCCUUGGAUGCUUUUCCCUGGCUGGACUGGGUCCCUAAACAGCAAUGAUGCCUCUUGCUUGUCUGGAUGGAGAGCAGAGAUGUGUAUGUGUAGAUAGAAACAUCUGAUAUCUGCAUGUAGCCAGCUGUACAAAGGCAGGAGUCACACCCAGUGCUCCACCUUUUCUCUCUCUGCCCCUGCCCAUCACUGACAUGGCUCCCAGAAUAUUCUCCACCCCUGGCAUAUUCCCCUCUAAUGAAUGACAUCCUGCAUUUUUCCCUGAAGAUUCUCCAGAAAAUUCACAAGGUCUGAUGAGGUUUGAUUUUCAAGCACAUAUAUAGGCUGAAUAUAUAGAGACUUUUAUGACCUGGGGAAGAAACCCCCUUAUUGCCAGUAUCCACAUAUAUAUUUUUUACAAGGUAAAGUGUUAUUCAGCUGAUAUGCCAGAUUCCUAUCCAAAAUCAUAUUUAGACUUGAUUUCAGCCUUUCGCCUUCACUCAUUUAAAAAUACUGUACUAACUUCAAUUCAUUCUAGACGUUCUGAUUGAUAAGAGAACAUGCUUUGGGAAAGUUUAGCUCCACCCUUGUUAUAGGAGUCAAAUAGGGUAUGAUGAGCUUUCACAAAUAAUAUACGUAUCACAUUUUUCAUGCAUUCUAUGCUUUAAAAUUAUUGAGGUAUAAUCUUGCCCUGCAUCCUGCAGCCAUAUGCUAGGUCAGUGCAUUAAUUGUAAUCUUCUGUUUUAUCAAGCAUUCUGUUUUGGAUCUAGCUGCAAGCCUGCUUUCCAGACAUGAAAGGCCAUUACCUAAAAAGAUGCUUUCAGUUAAUGCCUUACCAGUAUGAGAGUCAGUUAAGUGUGUCAAGACGUACUGUCUUGUGUAUUAUCAGUGCUCCAGUCACUCACGGUCCUGCACAAAAUAGACUGCUGUUACUGCAUCUAAAAUAGCAGUAUCAGAAUGGUUGGUACAACUGUCAUCGUGUCUCUACAGCAAUAAUAGUUCUAAAAAACCCACAACAGAAAUAUCUCUCUGGGGUGCUUCCUGUUCCUUGCUGCUGCUCCUGUUUCAAGUAAUGUUCGGAAGAAUCCUGUGAAAAAGCAGCUCGUUAUUCACCCAUCAAUUUGCUGGUGUAAAUUCUUAUGUCGAAGUACCUUCUCUCUCACGGUUUCCUGCAUUGUUGAAUUUUUGUUGCUUUGAAAAGAAUGAUUUGUUAAAUUGUUGCUCUGCUGUUUGGAAAAAUUUCCAACAAAUAAAUAUUGAUGCCCUUACUUGUUCAAGUUCAACGUGGCCAAAAUGAUUGAAGUGCUGAAUUUCCACCUCUUCCUUGCACGAUGCAGAACUUUAGCUGGUAUAAACAAGAUGUCAUGUUUAUGAAGCACCAAUUGGUAUGCUUUCAUUAAUGGGGUUCUUAUAAAUUUAUAUUUAGAUGGGCUUCUAGGAAACCUGAUAAAAUUUUAAUCCAGUGUAACUGAAAAUGCUUUUUAGAACACUGAACAGGAAGGCAAACCCGUAUAGGGUGGCCUUGUUACCCCCCCCCCCCAUUGUAGGUAGAGUUUUAACAAAUAGCAUGGAAUAGCAAAAUCAUUCUCUAGUGCCAAGCAGGUGGGAAGUAAUCAUAACUUGGACAUAAUACCUGAAAUUCCUGUGUUAUUAUCACUCAAGAUCAUUCCUUUUGGGAACAGGAACCAAAGUGGUUCUAAUUAUAAAUCAGUUGGUUUUUUUUUGUUUCCGAUAAUGACUUAAGAAUAAAGUCCUGUGCUUUUUCAUCCAGGUUAUCUGUGCAAAAUGCUCUGAAUUUAAAACACUUGCUGACAACAGCCGCCACAACCGAGUGUGUAAAGAAUGUUUUCAACUGCCGUCAGCAACUCUGUGUGUCUUGGGCAAUGAAGGUGCAGGAGAACAAAAGAAAAAAAUGGCAACGGAGGUAUCUUUUGUCAUAUUAACACCUAAAACGACUAGUUACUCAGCAGAAGCAUACUUUUCAUUGUUAAAAUCAUUUCAUGGUCUUGCCUCACAAUACUUAAACAUUCAGAAAUCCAUCAUUUAUUACAUAGACCUACUAGAGGGCCAGUUUCAUGGUUGCUGCUGCAUUAUGUCUUUUCAGUCCUUUCAAUUUUAUUUUAUAUGCACCUUUUUCUCUCCCUGCACAGAAGCCACCCCCAUGCACAUAAUUUUCAGCCAUUGGUGCUUUCAGCAUGAACAGGGGGGUUGCACAUUAUGGAAUGAAGCCCAAUUCUCAGGAGCAGAGCUGUAGAUGUAUAAUGAAAUUGUUUUAUGUUAGAGCAAUUACGUACUGACACUUGUACAUUAGAGAAUUCUGCCUUCUGAAAUCUUCAUUUCCUUUAAAAUGUGGAUUGUGUGGAUAUCUGAUAGUAACAAAAAAAAAGGCAAUAGCAGCUGCUAUAUUGAGAAUUGGUUUGGCACAGCAGACGAAGUGUUGCGUUAGGAUGUGGAACUUGAAGAUUUAGAUCCAAGCUAAGCAGUUAAACCAGUGCCAAGGCUUGUUCUGUGUGUGGCGGUUGCCCUUUCACUUUUAGCUGUAUGGCCAUACACAGGGAGGGAUGUGUGUCAGCAUGCAUCAAGGAUAAGGACUGUAAACGCUAAGCAUGCAAGUCAUUGAUAAUAUAAAGUUGUGCGGCAAAAGUUUAGAAUAAAUUAUCAGUGCAAGGAGGUACACAAGGUUUUAAUAGAUGCAUGGAACGUAAACCUGAUGAGUGCACCAGCUACACUGAUUAUAUAAUUUGUAGUGCUUCUUCUUCUUCUCCCUCCAGAAUUAAAGCUGUGGCUGUCUAUUAGGUUUUUUCUGUUCUGUUGUUCUGUUCUAUUGUAGUUCUUUUAUAUACUGUGGAGUCCCUGAGAUGGUUGGCUGGCACGUUGUAUGCCUCCUUCCAGCAACUCCUGCGGCUAAGCUGGUGCCAAAAAUAUUGCUCUGUUUUACUUUGGACCACAUCAGCAAGGCUGAGAGAGGGGGCUUGUCGUCUGGGCAGCUCAGGACUUCCAUACACACUGCCCAGGCUUGCACCCAGUGGGAGGGGCUCACUUCAGUGCUGCUAACACAGGUGCUUGACUUCACCCCAGAGGUGCCUUGUGUUCUCUAACCAUCAUCAUCAUCAUCAUCAUCAUCAUAAUUUAUUAUUUAUACCCAGCCAUCUGGCUGGGUUUCCCCAGCCACUCUGCGUGGCUUCCAACAAAACAUUAAAAUACAGUAGUCCAUCAAACAUUAAAAGCUUCCCUAAACAGGAAUCUGCCUUCAGAUGUCUUCUAAAAGUCUGGUAGUUGUCAUUCUCGGCAUUCCAAAUGGCGGACGCCACUACCGAGAAGGCCCUCUGCCUGGUUCCCUGUAACUUGGCUUCUCGCAGUGAGGGAACCGCCAGAAGGCCCUCGGCGCUGGACCUCAGUGUCCGGGUAGAACGAUGGGGGUGGAGACACUCCUUCAGGUAUACUGGACCGAGGCCAUUUAGGGCUAGGGCUUACCGAUCAGAAGGUCGGCAGUUCGAAUCCCUGCAACAGGGUGAGCGCCUGUCACUCAGUCCCUGCUCCUGCAAACCUAGCAGUUCGAAAGCAUGUCAAAGUGCAAAUUGAUAAAUAGGUACUGCUCUGGCAAGAAGGUAAACGGCAUUUCCGUGCGCUGCUCUGGUUCGCCAAAAGCGGCUUAGUCAUGCUGGUCACAUGACCCGGAAGCUGUACGCCGGCUCCCUCAGCCAGUAAAGCGGGAUGAGCACCGCAACCCCAGAGUCAUCUGCGACUGGACCUAACGGUCAUGGGUCCCUUUACCUUUUAACAACACUUUGAAUUGUGCCCAGAAAUGUACUGGGACCCAAUGUAGGUCUUUCAAGACCGGUGUUAUGUGGUCUCAGCGGCCGCUCCCAGUCACCAGUCUAGCUGCCGCAUUCUGGAUUAGUUGUAGUUUCUGGGUCACCUUCAAAGGUAGCCCCACAUAGAGCUCAUUGCAGUAGUCCAAGUGAGAGAUAACCUUAUAUUGACUACUACUGACUUAUAUUUGCCUCUCUCCAAACUCUGCUGUUAGGAAUCCCCAUCCAUAGCUUUCACUGCAGAUCAGACCUCCCUUUGCUUCUAUCAAAUGACUUAACCUGCCAUGGAGAAAGAAUAAAAGUCUUGGCAAUCCACCAGCCAAAAGCAACCUGGCAUGGAGGGAAGACCCACUGCCCCACCCUCCCAGCAGCAGCAUCACUUCUGCUUAUUGGAAUUGCCUGGGGGUUAGGGUUAGGGUACAGAGAAUAUAUGGACCCACCAAAUGGCUUGAAUUACCUUUCUUACUCUUCUACUUGGAAAUAUGCUCCUCGUAACACUAUAAGCAGUUCCUUGUACUGCAGACGAAAGCUGUUGCAGAGGAACUGUAAUGGGGGAAUCGUUGCCCCAAAUCCAAGUUUUUGGAUAAUCCUAAAAGCCAUGCAACUGCUUAAAAUACAGUACAGUGAAAUAUGACCUGCUCUCUCAAGUAGGGCAGCAUACUGUUCACAUUCAGGAGAAAGGAAGCUCAUCUCCUUAAUAGGGUUAGGCAUUUAGCUCUGUGCUAAGUCUUAGAGAUUCAGGUAAAACACACAAGGGAAUAGCACAGAAUGCAGCCUAAUCUGGGCUGCUGCCUUGUACUAUGAAGUAACGGAUGGACGUCUUUGGGUUACAUCCAAGGAAAUGCUCCUAGGAUUAGGGGUUCAAGUGUUUUCCCCGAAUUAAUAUUUCAUGAACUCAGUGGCUCUUCAAGGAUUUGCCUUUUUUCCUGAUCUAUUAGCAGAUGUGUAGUUUCUCUGGAGAUUUGUUAUACAAAACAUAAUAGGUACAGUGUUUCCAUCCCUAGAGGCUCUUCUGCUUUUUUGAUAUGUGGUUCUGGGCAAAUUAUUGAUUUAAUUCACCACCACCACCACCAUUUGCAUAUCACAGAAUAGGAUUUUCUUUUUUCUAAAGACUCCAGUGAAGUCAGUGGCAGGACACCAAACCCUCUUGCCAUUUGCAGUUUGCAGAACAUAACGUCGCUAUUAUUUCUGAUGGUUUUUCUUCAGAGGUAUUUUUCCAUCUCAAGUGUGCUCAUUCAGCCCACCCUUGUUUCCUGCCUGUUCACAUAACCAAUGCAAGGAUUUGUAGACUGUAAAUUUCACACAGGAGAUGCCACAGUUUAAGCUUUAAAAAAAAAAAGAAAGUACAUCUUACUAAGGGGAGCAGAGUAUAUCCAACUCCUCACAGUUCUGUUUGCAUGCCAAGGUGCAAAUUGAGAGUUGUCAGCACCUGACACUCAGGCAAAUGCUGCUAUUAGGUGAUGCAGUCUCACAAAGACCAUCCCUGUGCAAGACCUAUUGAAACGAAGUUGUGUCCUUGCAUUUUGUCAUGAUGGUCUCAUACACACACACACACACACACACACACACACACACACAAAUUAAUUAAUUAAUUAAAUUUUCUGUUUUACAGUUUAGAAUGUUCAUUUAAACAACCUUAAAAUAACAAAACUUCCCUUCUUCUCUUUCCAUGGUUCAUUUUGCAUAACAUAAAUCUCUGCAUAUUAACUAAACCAUUCAGUAUUCCAUUAUUAAAGGUAAAGGACACCUGACAGUUAAGUCCAGUCGCGAACAACUCUGGGAUUGCGGCGCUCAUCUCGCUUUACUGGCCGAGGGAGCCGACGUUUGUCCACAGACUGUUUUUCCAGGUCAUGUGGUCAGCAUGACUCAGCCGCUUCUGGCAAACCAGAGAAGCGCACAGAAACACCAUUUACCUUCCCGCCGGAGCGGUACCUAUUCAUCUACUUUUUCCAAAAUGUUUUUCCAAAACAUUUUCCCAAAAAACCCAGAGUCCUUUCUGUUGGGGAUAAUUCAGACUGAAAUUCCCAUGUGUCAAAAAAAGGUUAUUUAUGCAGGCCGUGUUUUGUUAGGCCCAAAAUGGCAAACAAGCGAGGUCCCAACUAAAGAAGAAUGGGAACUUAAACUAAUGGAAUAUGCGCAGCUUGCGGACCUAAUAUACAGAAUAAGAGAACAAGAAUAAAAUACGUUUAAAGAAGAUUGGAAAAUGUUUAUUGAAUAUAUUGGAGGAAAUUGUGUACACUUGAAAACCCUGGCAGCAUUAAGAUAAAUUCAACAGUGUAAAUAAGUUUUGAUGGAAUCAGGAUGCGGGUGGCGCUGUGGUCUAAACCACUGAGCCUAGGGCUUGCCGAUCAGAAGGUCGGCAGUUCGAAUCCUCGAGAUAGGGUGAGCUUGGUCCCUCCUCCUGCCAACCUAGCAGUUCGAAAGCACGUCAAAGUUCAAGUAGAUGAAUAGGUACCGCUCCGGCACCUAUUUUUUGACACAUGGGAAUUUCAGUCUGAAUUAUCCCCAACAGAAAGGACUCUGGGUUUUUUUGGAAAAUGUUUUUAAACAUUUUUUUCUCAAUUCAUUAUAAAUUAUUUCCCAAUACUGUUUUACCCUUUUACACGACCAUGGUCUUAACAAUACUAGGUUUUGUUUGCUCACAAAUUAAUGAAAGUCAUAUAUUAUGGAGAGAGGAGACGUAUGGAAAUCCCAGCAUUACAGACUUCAAAGAUGUCUGGCAUCUCUGAAACAGCAGGGUUAUGCUCUUCCUAGCAGCAAUCCUAUGAAUACUUGCCUGGAAGGAAGUCCCACUGAACACUAUGAGUCUUACUUCUUAAUAAAUAUACAUUGGAUUUAGCUGUUCUCACAGAUUUGGAGUGGAUUUUUAAAAAAAAAAAUCCCCUCCCUAAAUAAUAAUUUUAAAACCCUGGAGAUUUUAUUUAUCCUUGCAGCAGCACUGCGCUGUGACUCUAUUCACUUGUGCUGAAGCAGCUUCCUAAUUAAUUUUCAUUCUCCUUCCAACCUACUUUACGUAUGAAAGUAGCUGUAUCAUCUUAAUUGCUGUUCUCAACUUUGACUGUGGAGGUGGGGUUUUCAGCUUAACGUUCUCUAAAAACAGUUCAGCACCUACGUGCGAGUCUUUUAAUCCUGGUUAUAUGUAAUGAUGAUUAAACCUCUGUAUGCUUAAGGAUUAAUACCUUGGUAAUCACACUUCUGCUCCCAUGGACCAUUCAUGAACAAAUAUUUGAACAUAAACCAAUAAACCAUCAAGGUGCAUAAUAAAUUGUAAAUGCCUUCAGCACAAGUGCAUGAAUAAACACUGCUUGGUUUAUUUGUUAUAUAUAGAAGCAAAGCGUUUUGGGAGCAGAAAGCAGCCUUUUCAGCAGUCACCUCCUGUUCCAAGAAAAAGGAAAGACUUGGUGUAAAGUUUGGGUCACCAUCCCUAAGGCUGAACCUCUCGUCUUAUAUCUACAAGGAGGCAGUCAGGUAAAAAGCAGAGCAUCUUACAUAGCUGUUAAAAAUAUAUAUUAAACAAGUCAUACUGAGAAAUGGUCUGGAACAGUUAUUCCUAAGCUAUGUGCCAGGGCUUGUGAGCAUGCUGUGUGAGAACCGUACAGGUUCAGGAAACUAAUGGAUUAAUUUGUAGGUUUUUGUGCAUCCACUGUACAUCCCACUGAGGCUGCCUGCCACGGCUGAUCCAGUACUCUGCCCUUUUCCUUUCUUCAGUCAGCUUCCUCUGGGGAGAAUUAGCUGCCCUCUAGGGAGGCAGCUCAUUGCACCUUUUACUGUAAGUGCAGAUAACUCUUACACUUCUUCAGCAGAGCAAGUACCCCCAAUUUUAAUUUGCAGGGGAAAGUGUGCUCUGAGAUCAAAUGAUUUGGCUAGAAGGAUUUAGCUUCCUUUCAACAACCGAAUGUCUUGCAGGCAUUCAGAGAAAGCAUUCUCGUCUUUUGAAAAUGAUAAAUGAACUUCUUGCUUUCAUCAAAAAGGUGUACAACUAUGAUAAUUAUUUAUCCCGCCCCCACCCCCGUUUUUAAGAGAUGCAUUUCCCCCCACCAAAAAAUGAAGAUCUCAAAGGGUUUAUUGAGCUUUGAAAAGCAUUCAUCCUCCCCAAAGAUAAAAAUCACAAGGCAGAGGCAGUAAGACUGCAUGCCUUUAAAUCUUCAUUUGAUUUAUGAAGCUCAGCGUUCUGACAGUAGUAGAUCUGUGCACUUGCAGAAGUGCUGAGAAUGUGUUUUGAUAAUGCAUGAAACAAGUAGAUUUCCUCAGCUCGGGCAUACUUACAACUAAAUCAAAUUCACCAGAUACAUACAGGAUUAAUACAGUAAUAGAAGCAAUCUUCAGAUCUCUCCCUGGCGUUUAUACUGGGAUGAUAAAGAGGAGCAAUAUGUUGACUGACAGAAUAUGUAGAAAAAUUGCUUUCCUAUCCCAAUUGGGUUGAAAAUCACUAUGUGUGCAGUGUCAACAUAUGCACAUCAACAGUAGCCCCAGGAGCCAGUGAGAGCGAAUAGUAGUAAUUUGCGAAUAUUGUUAUGAAAAAAAGAAUCAGAGUGGAUGCCUUAAAAAGCCCAGCAGCUUGGUGCAUCUCUGUGCACGAAUGCUCCCUGGGGCAAAGUGGUGGUGGUUCUUCUCCAGUUAUCAUUCCUGCAUUCCCACAUGGAUUUGUGAGGCAACUGCAGGGCACGUCAGCUAAUCCAGUCUUAACAGUAGCUGCUCUUGUAAUAAAGUGAAGAGAAUGUUGCUUUCUUUGAAAUAUGCCUCUUUGCAGAAUGCUGGUGGAAUGUGCGCGUAGAAUCACUAGAGAGGUUGUUAUUGAGAGAAGGCAAUCUGGGCCUCAUAACUCUUGAAUCCAAACUUUGUAACAUUUGUUGUGGUUUUCUUUUAAAAACCCCUCAAGGCAAAACAAAUACACGAGUCAACUAUUUUUGUGUUUGUUUAGUUCUGUUAAAAAACAAAAUGAAAACCAUGAACUAGAUUCUAGAUUCUCCCCCCCCCCUUUUCUAAAAACCCAAGGCAGUUUACAAGUUAAUACUGUUCAAGACCAAGGAGUGCAAAGAGGCCACUGCAUAGUGAAGUCUAUAGAGACCACUUGCCACCACAACUGUAGGUGGUUCAGUGAUUAGGGGCAGGCAAGGCAUCAUUCUGAAUGCAGACUGCGAUGAUCUGUGGAAUUUCACAAGGAAAAAUCACUGAUGUCUGAGAACAUGGGGAGGGAGGCAUCCCCUCAGGGCAGCUCUUCAACAUCCCAGGAGGUUUCUGCAAAGAGGAAGAUUCCUCACAGCUGUUCUUGAUACAGUUUGGGGAGAGUCUCUUCCUUGACCUCUGUGUCACUAGCAUUCCAGGGCUUUUUGGUUUCAGAACCAUCCCACCCUGGUCUACAACACAAUAAUUCAGUCGUCAUGAUAAGAUGACCCUCACUAAUAAUUUCUUUAAAAUACAUCCUGAUAAAUGCAUGUGUUUUAUACAAUGUUUUAUCUUCAAGUACUACUCAUUCCUAGAAAAAUUGGGAAAUAAUGGCUAUCCUCUUGAAUUUUUUUCACCAGUUUACCUGUCACCUGCUUUCUUUUUAUUUCCAGCCAGUUUUUGGUUUUGACUCCUGCUUUUCUUUUGUGUGUGUUUAGGAUGGACGGAUUCCACGAAGCAUACCCCUACCAGGAUAUGAAGUUGAAUUUCCGCAUUCUGGUGAGAAGUUUGACUCAAAACAUGUUUUCAAACUCUGCCAGUCCCAACAGACUAUGUAUUUCAGUGCAGACGAUGAAGAGUUGCAAAUAAAAUGGAUGGAUAUUCUCACCAAAGCAGCUAAAGGGGAGAUUUAUGAUCCAAGUGAAGGAGCCAGUGAGCCCUAAAGCCUUUUUCUGUGGUCCAAGAUAUAUUUCGGGAGCAGGGGGCUGAACUCAAUAAUCAUGGCACUUUCAAAAUCUGUAUGGUUUUCCUCCCACCCCCUCUUAUUAUUGUACAUUCAUUACAUACAGUACCGAUUGUCUGGCAUAUAUGUUAGAUGGGAAAAGUAAGUGUAGUAAUUAAUGGUGUUCUUGUUGACAUUGAUGGAAAAGAAAAGGAGCAAGCAUUAAUUUUAUUGAAAGUAACUGCGAAAAAAAAUCAUAAUUCAAGUUAGCCAUCUUCAAACACCUAAAGGGCUGUCACAUGGAAGAUGGAGCAAGCUUGUUUUCUCCUGCUCUGGAAGGUAGGACCCGAACCAAUGGCUUCAAGUUACAAGAAAGGAGAUUCCGUCUAAACAUCAGGAAGAACUUUCUGACAGCAAGAGCUGUUUGACAGUGAAGCAGACUCCCACGAGACGUGGUGGACUCUCCUUCCUUGGAGGUUUUUAAGCAGAGGUUGAUGUAUGAUCUCGUUGUGAUUCCUGCAUUCCAGGGGGUUGGACUAGAUGACGCUUGGGAUCCCUUCCAGCUCUACAGUUCUUUGAUUCUCUUACUCCACUCCCUCACCCUGUAUUUUUGUUCCUUUCAAUUGCUGUUUGAGUGAAGGAUAUGUAUAGUUCGUGUGUUACAAAAGUGCUGCCUUUAAGUUAAAUGUUGUACAAGGCUUGUGGCUGGCCACUGACAUGCUGUUUUCUGUCUUCUGUUUUGGGAUUUUUUUAAAAAAAAUAAUGGUCUCCUCUGUGCUGUAAGAACAACGUGAUGGAUCUGUUUCUUUUGGUAACUCUGUCCUUUCUUACAAUGACUUUUUUCACUAGACAGAUACUGUAGAAUACGUUUGUAGAGUUUUCUGAAAGGCAUUGUGGAAGACACCUUGAAAUCUCAAAUAUCAAGUAUUCCUAUAUAUAUAUAUAUAAAAAUAUAAAUAUUUUUGUUUUUGUUUUUUACUUUUACCCACACUUUUCUUAUUUCUUUAUACAACCUCCUUUUUAAUGUAUGCAAUCAAAUGUUUUACACUGCAAACUGGGAUGUUCCCAAUAAAUGGACAGUUUUAGUACACCCAGUAAAGGUGACCUUUUUUAGGACGAUUAACUUUUUUGAGUAAUCAAGGAUUUAUUUAUAUAAUUUGUAAAUACCACAUGUUAAGCUUCUUCUCUUCUUUUUUUUACAAAAGUGAUCUAACUGAAACUUAGUCUGUCAGUUAAGACACUUGUAUAAAUUGAAUUUGUAAUUUGUUUCCUGUGUACUUUUGUUUGCAAAAAUAUUUAUGUAUGC